Messenger RNA from Podarcis lilfordi (Lilford's wall lizard), 46929 nucleotides. The record is from the annotation of a GenBank genome assembly. NCBI's taxonomy places the organism in Eukaryota, Metazoa, Chordata, Lepidosauria, Squamata, Lacertidae.
AUGUACCAGACGGCUUUGCAGCGGAGUGCAAAUUCAUUCCAGGUAUGGGAAGAUUCCCCCUUAAAUUGCACAAAAAAUUGGAGUCCAAGAGGACUAGUAACUUGCGUGGACCAAUCUGCAAAGUGCAGUUGGGGUUUUCCGUCUGGGCUGCUGAGAUCAGUUUGGCGUUGCUUCAUGGAAAAAAACCCAAAACCUGCUACUAAGAGAAAUCCCAGAGGAUCUGCUGUGUUUUCUCUGCUGCAAGAGGGCUCCCAAUUUGCUUAUAUUCUAAUAUUAUUCACCCUCCAGCAGGGGGCAGCGAUGCCCUAGUUCAGCAUUCCCUAAGGUCACAAUUAGGAUAAUUCCUCAAACAGCAUUAAAAAAACACAAAACACCACCCAGAAUUAAAUGAAAAAGGCUUUGAAGGGCUGGUGUUUUGUUUUGGGAUUUUAUUUUCCUUAAGGCUUUCUGCGUAUGGAAAGCUGGUAGGAGAUUUAUUUAUGUGUUUAUUGUUUCCAUCAAAAUUAAUUCCAAAAAUCUUGUACGUUGCCACCAUAACUGAUAAUGCACCGAGCUUCUCACAGUCCCUCCAGCCAUUAGGUGAUGCAGAAGAGGACAUUUUUGACAUUUGCAAUACAGUAGUACCUCGGGUCAAGAACUUAAUUCGUUCUGGAGGUCCAUUCUUAACCUGAAACUGUUCUUAACCUGAAGCACCACUUUGGCUAAUGGGGCCUCCCACUGUCGCCACGCCGCGAUUUCGGUUCUCAUCCUGAAGUGAAGUUCUUAACCCGAGGUACUAUUUCUGGGUUAGUGGAUGUCUGUAACCUGAAGCAUCUGUAACCCGAGGUACCACUGUACCAUUUUUGGCUGCAAUACCAUCUGCAUAGUGAUUGCAACCUGGUGGGUGUGGCUGGGUGUAAUCCUGCGCUUUUUCUCAGCACCUGACUCAGCUGCAAGACAGCAACUGCCUGGGGCAAAGGCGUUGGCAGAGGGACGCUGAGGUUUCCUUCUUCCUAACUCUCUCUUCUCUGCCAGGACAUCCUACCUGCCUAUAAUUGCCCCAACUCUGCCAGCUGCCCUCCUCCUCCUCCAUAAACUGCACCCAGAACCAAAACAGCCGCAUGGGAAGGGGACAAGCAAAGUUCAGUUCUGCAGCUGGCCAGCACUGCAAGGAAUACCGUAUUUUUCGCUCUAUAAGACGCACCAGACCAUAAGACGUACCUAGUUUUUGGAGGAGGAAAACAAGAAAAAAAAAUAUUCUGAAUCCCAGAAGCCAGAACAGCAAGAGGGAUCGCUACGCAGCGAAAGCAGCAAUCCCUCUUGCUGUUCUGGCUUCUGGGAUAGCUGUGCAGCGUGCAUUGACUCCAUAAGACACACACAUAUUUCCCCUUACUUUUUAGGAGGGAAAAAGUGAGUCUUAUAGAGCAAAAAAUACGGUAAUCAUAGAAUGGUAGGGUUGGAAAUGAACCUCAAGGAUCAUCUAGUCCAACCCCCAGAAAUGCAGGAAUCGCAGCGUAAAGAAUCCCUGACAAAUGGCCAUCCAACUUCUGUUUAAAAGAGAGUCCAUCACCUUCCGAGGGAGCCCAUUCCAUUACUGCACAGCUCUUAAUCUGAAGCUCCUUGUCAUCUGAAUCCACUGACUCGGGUCCUGCCGUCUGGAGCAGCAGAAAACAAGCUCGUUCCAUCUUCCACCGGACGUCCCUUCAGAUAUUUGAAGAGGAUUUUAAUAAGGAAUGGGGAGGGGGGAUUAUAAUUUAUCUUAAAAAUCAUUGCAAACAGUUAAAAUCGUUAGUAGGAUUGGAAUAGCACUUGUAGUGAAUUUUGCAAUGGUGAAUUUUGGAUAUACAGUAGUGGCGAUGUAAAAAAGAGUUGGAUUAUUAUAAAAGAUGCAGGAGGAAAUGAUUAACAGGACCUGAAGAAGGGAAGCCCAGGAGAUUCUUUGGAAUCUUGCUUUUAUGUUGUAUGUUGGAUAUCUGAUUGCAAAACAUUAAUUUGAAAAACCAAACGAAUAAAUUUAUUUAAAAAGAACAAGAAGAGGAUGUCACCUCUCUCAGUCUCUUCCGCACUAAACAGCUGACCCCAAAACUGUAUGCUUUGCAUUAAGUCUCAGGCUGCAUCCCCACUGACUGGCGUCUCCAGGUACUCCUCUGAAAUUCUGAAGAGCCCCUGCCAAAUAAUGCUGACCUGUAGAGAGCCGUGGUCUGCCUCCAUGCAAGGCAGCUUAAGGUCAAUGGGUCUCCUCUGAACAGCUGCAAACAGAUUCGAUUUUGGAGAUUGGGAAAUGUGGGCUAUAAAUAUUAUUAUUUAUUAAAUUUGCAUACCGCCCUCUACCCACAGAUCUCAGGGCAGUUAAAACCCAAAAUCCCAAUAUAAAAACAUUCAAUGCAUAAUACAAUAUUAAAAACAACCCAAUAACACCCCCAGUUAAUAAUAAUAAUUCUUUAUUUAUACCCCGCCCUUCCCGGUUCAGAAAACAGGGCUCAGAGCGGCUAACAACAAAUUUAAAACACUUAACUGAUGCAACAAAAAACAGCGUAAAAUGCAGUAUAAAACGUGAAUAACAAUAAAUUCAGAAUUCAUACUAAUACAUAAUGCUAUUUAAAAAUAAUGAAUUGUAUAAAACCAAUUGCAAGCCACUUAAUACUAUUUUUAAAGGAAAGAGGUAGAAGGGCAGCUUUACUCGGGAAUGGCCCGCAAUGACGAUCGGGCUUGCAAGGGCGGCCCCAAUCCCCGACCCCUCCACGCAGCCACUGACUGCACCGCACGCCACUCACAGCCGGGAAACCCGCUGCGCAUGCGUGCGUCCCCGGAGCGCCGGCCCCGCCUUCUUUUUCCUCCUCCUCCUCCUUCCCAAUCAGGCGCUGGCAUAGCCACCUACGGCCCUUCUCUCCAUUGCCGCCAACGGGCCCUGACUUGGGGUCCUUCGCCUUCUCCGGGAAGAGGGGGGGGGGUCGGUUAAAUGAAUAAAAAAUAAAACGAACCCCUCCCCAUUCGCGUGUGAGGAGAAAGUUAAUCUGAGGCGGGGGCGGGAGUUUUUUAAAAAUGUAUUUAUUUACCUCACGGCGGAGCGGAUAGGGAGAAGAAAGAGGCCCCCUCAGGCGGCGGCGAGGGCAGCCCCGGAGCUGGGCCCGGCGACGGCGGCGGCUGGAAGAGGCUGAGGCGGCCGGAGGGAGAGAGACUGAAAGACUGAGAGAGAGAGAGAGGCCGCGGAGGGGCGCCGGCUCCUGCCUCCCUCCCUCUCUCCCGCCGCCGCCUCUCUCCCAUGGACACGGCGUGAGGUGAGUGCGGGGAAGGCAGGCAGGCACCUCCGAGGGCACCCCUGGGGGGUCCUCCGUCCCCUCCCCCCUCAACGCCCCCUCCCUCCAGGGCCCCUGCCCCCCUCUCCUGCCCCAGGGGCCCAUGGGAGAUUUCGUCCCCCUCCCCUUCAAGGCCCCCCCCGCACAAGGCCAGGAACUGCCCCCCCGUCUUUUGCCCCAGGGGGGCUCAAGGGCCCUUCUCCCCCCCCUUCCAACCCCUGCCCCACUGACUCCUUGGGUCUCCCCUCUCCUGCCCCAGGGGCCCAUGGGAGAUUUCACGCCCCCUCCCUUUCAAGCCCCCCCCCCGCACAAGGCCAGGAACUGCCCCCUGUCAUUUGCCCCAGGGGGGCUCAAGGGCCCUUCUCCCCCCCUUCCAACCCCUGCCCCACUGACUCCUUGGGUCUGUCCACCCCACCCCCCACCCCACUGCCAGGCCGCCUCUGGAUCCGGCCCUCCUUGCCCCCGCCCCAGUUCCUCCUCCUCUUCCCCCGUUUCUUCUGACACGUAAGAGCUCCCACCGUUCAGGUCUCCCUGUUCUCCCCCAAAACUGCCCCCUUGGCUCCUGGGGUUUCUCUCCUCAGCCCCCUUUCGCCCCCUUCUCAGUGUCCUCAAGCGGAUCCCACCAGCCUUGAUUUCCUCUCCCCCUGCCCCACUCCCACCUACCCUCUUGCCCCAUUGGCUUCUGGGAGCCUUUGGCCUCCCAACACCCCCCUCCAAAAUAUUAUUUCCCUUAUGCCCCCUUGUUUUGCAUCGCUCCCCACACCCCAGCCUCCACUCUCUUGUCCCCCUCUCUUUGCCCCACUGAUUCCUGGGAUUUAGUUGCCUCUGUCCGCCCCCCCCUUCUGCAAAUUAAUACUGGCUCCCAUUCUGCUACCCCCUCACUUCAACUCUUUCCACUCCAUUCCCUGAUCCCCAUUUUCCUUUCUCCCGUCCUUGGAUAUGAGACACCUUCCUCACCAUUGCUCCUCUAUUACCUCUGACCCAUUUAUCUGUAACGUUAAUGUCAUGCAGCGGCUUCUCUGGUUUAAAUCAGACGACUUCUUCUAAAACAAAACAUAUUUGGGAGGCUAGUAACUUUUUGCAGGCGUAUUUCCACACCAGUUGUAUCCCACAACUCCUCAAGACUGCCAUUUUUUGUUCGUAAUGAUAAGGAGUGCUGGGGUUUUAAUACCUCACCUUUUCCCUCUUCCCCACCCCACUUUCUGAGUCCUUUUCACCCUCCUCACUGAGUUGCCAAGGAGCAAGUUUCUCUUUUAAAAGCUCUUUUAAUUAUACACUCGCUUCCUUGUAGGGACGGGAAGAUGUGGCUUUGCCUGUGGUGUGGGGAAAGGAGAGUCAGAGCAAGUUUGCCAGCGGUCCUCAGAGCAUUUCUGAGUCCUUGCUGGUUUUGCAGCUCUCGGUGCUGAGUGAGCUUUUCUAAGCUUCAGAGACAUCCGAUUCCAAUUACAUUCUUACUUUGCAGUUUCUCUGCCUCUUCCACCUCUCCUCUUCCAAGCAUUUCCACUUCAGAUUGUCUUAUAAACCUACCCCCCAAGUUUAUGAUUGUUUUGACAUCCCUAUAUCCCUGCCCACCUUUCCCCCUUGUGAGAACAGGCACAGGAUUUGAGCCAGGCUUUGCACUUGAACUAUAGUGUCCUGAAUGUGUAUACCAGCUUAAGUUCUGAUACAGUGGUACCUCAGGUUAAGUACUUAAUUCGUUCCGGAGGUCCGUUCUUAACCUGAAACUGUUCUUAACCUGAAGCACCACUUUAGCUAACGGGGCCUCGCGCCGCUGGAGCACGAGUUCUGUUCUCAUCCUGAAGCAAAGUUCUUAACCCGAGGUACUAUUUCUGGGUUAGCAGAGUCUGUAACCUGAAGCGUAUGUAACCCGAGGUACCACUGUAUUUCAGUCUUCAAGGAUGAACGCUACCCUUCACCCCUUCAAAAAUGGACUGUGCUUUUGAACAUGAAGUGAUGCGUGGCAUCCCUCCAGAUUUCUGCAAACACCUUCCUGGUAUUUCAGUGUUUGAGAGAGAUGCUGUGUUUAAAAAGCAGACCAAAAACCCCUGUGUUAAAACUGAAAGGUUGAGCGAGACGUUUCCUCCAUUUCCCCUCCCAACGCAUCUCACUUUUCUUCCCUACAGCUGUGAAGGAUCAUCGCAGAGAAUCCCUUUGAGUCCCCAUCUCCAAAGAUGGCUGACUCGGCUGGCAUUGUGGGCGAGCGUCUCAGCAGGGGCAAGCUGCCCGGUUGGAUGGGCACGAGAGAGGUGAGUGGUGGAUGGGCCUCUUUCUCUGGGCAUGCAUGAUGGGCCUCCUCUGUGGUGUAUCGGGCUGUUGUUGUUGUUGUUUAGUUGUGUCCGACUCUUCGUGACCCCAUGGACCAGAGCACGCCAGGCACUUCUGUCUUCCACUGCCUCCUGCAGUUUGGUCAGACUCAUGUUUGUAGCUUCGAGAACACUGUCCCACCAUCUCGUCCUCUGUCGUCCCCUUCUCCUUGUGCCCUCCAUCUUUCCCAACAUCAGGGUCUUUUCCAGGGAGUCUUCUCUUCUCAUGAGGUGGCCAAAGUAGUGGAGCCUCAGCUCCAAUCGGGCUAGUACUUCCCAAUUCUUGGGUUUCCAAGAAGAGGAGGAGGGAAUCAUGAUUAACCGCAAGUGUGGGGAACCUCUGGCCCUCCAGUUGCUGCAGUACCGCUACCCUCAUUGCUCAGUUGGUUAGAGCAGGGUGCUGCUAAUGCCACGGUUGCAAGUUCAAUCCCUAUAUGGGACAACUGCUCAGGGUCCCUUCCAACUCUACGAUUCUAUGAUCCCUGACUGUUGCCUAUCCUUGCUGGGACUAAUGGGGGUUGUAAUUCAGCAACAUCUGGAAGGCUAGAGAUUGCCCCGCAUCCGAUUUCCUUCUUUCUUACCUCUCAAGUCUGGGCUGUUUCCUUCCCUUUUUAUCUGGUGCUCCAAUCCGAAGCAGACACACACCCCUACCUCUUUCAGCCAAUCAUUCAAUGAGCCUGUUUGCCAGUAAGAAACGGGGGGCCCUCAGCAGCCUGUUUAUUUACAGCACCAGUAACACACGAAAAGGCUUCCAGAAUGGCUGGUUAAAACAAGGCCGUCUCUGCUCACAGGCUUGCAAUCUAAAUGGCAUGGCACAAAAGGAAAGAGGGGCAGGGAGGGAAACUCAGGCACAGAUUCUUAAAAUGUUUAAAUAGCAGUUUUAUUUAAUGGGAAUAGUUCAGGGCUAGGAGGCUCCUGAUGGAGCUGGUCUUUCUGUGGAGGCGACAGAACGAGCGCUGCUUUCUAUCUGGCUGGCUGAGGCUCCUUCCAGGUGGGUGUUGAGGAGGGGAAGAGGAGGCACGAUGGAGCUGGUCUUCCAGCAGAGCUGAAGGGCUCCCCUGAGGUUCCCAUGAAACACCCUGCCUGGGUGCCUGUUGUGUCCUGUGCUGGUUCCCUUCUCACUGUUUAGUUACUUUUGUCAUCCUUUCCAGAGGGUGCAGCUAUCUCUUGCGUUAAGAAGGACAGAGCCUUGCGGCACCUUAAAGGGCUAACAAACUUAUUGUGGCACAAGCAUCCUUCAGAGGCAUGAAUUGUUACCCUGCGCUUUCUUGUGUUGGCUGCGUAUGAUGCGUAUGCUUUGCCUCUAUGAUCUGGGGCAGUAAUGUUUCUGAAUACCAGCUGCUGGAAACUGCAGGAGCGGAGAGGGCUCUUGGGCUCGGAUCCUGCUUGUGGGUUUCCCACAGGCUUCUGUGAGAAAAGGAUUCUGGAUGAGAUGGGCUCCAGCAGGGGCCCCUCUUCCGUUCUUAGGUCCAAGUUACCACUAUCUGUCCUCUGCAUUUCAUUUGCCUCUGACCUUGCCGCUUACAAUUCUCCCCCCACUCCUAAAACUGCAUACAGUCAUACCCUGGGUUACAGACGCUUCAGGUUGCGCGUUUUCGGGUUGCGCACUGUGCUGAACCCGCAAGCACUGGAAUGGGUUACUUCCGGGUUUCGGCACAUGCGCAGAAGUGCAGAAUCGCAACCUGCGCAUACACAGACGUGGCGCUGCGGGUUGCGAACGCUGCAGGUUGCCAACGUGCUUCCCGCACGGAUCACGUUCGCAACCCGUGUCCACUGUGUAGCUCAAUAUAACACUUUGUAUUGCCUACCGUACUUUGCAAGAGUUUAUGCCACACAAAAAAACCAUUCAUCUUUUGAAGUUGCCAAAAUACUUUGUUCUUGUUUUUAAGUUGGAGCAGCAGUGGUUUGUGCUUAGGCAUUCAGUUUGAAACACCCAGAGGACUCUGUGCAUGUGAGCCUUCCCCACCCUGAUGCCCUCCAGAUAUUGUUGGAUUACUAUACCAUAUUCCCUGAAAGAAGGAACACAGGAAGCUAUCAAGUUAGGGGUGGGGGGCGCUGCUUUGCAGUGGUUACGUUCCUACUUGGGUGGUUGUUUCCAGAGGGUGAUGCUUGGGGAGGGCUCUUUGGCGCCGCGGAGCCUUCAAUGUGGAGUUCCUCCGGGUUCAGUUUUAUCCCCCAUGCUGUUUUAACAUCUACAUGAAACCGCUGAGUAGGGUCAUCCAGAAUUUUGGAGUACGUUGUCAGCAAUAUGCUGAUGCCACAUAGCUCUUCUUCUCCUUUACAUCUGCAGGUGUGUCAGUGGAUGAGCUGAACCGUUGUCUUGCCUCAGUAAUAAUAAUAAUAAUAAUAAUAAUAAUAAUAAUAGUAAUAGUAAUUUAUUAUUGGUACCCCACCCAUCUGGCUGGGCUUCCCCAGCCACUCUGGGCAGCUUCCAACAAAGAUUAAAAAUACAUUAUGCACUGGAUGAGAGCCAACAAAUUGAAGCUCAGUCCAAAUAAGACUGAGGCUCUGUUAGGGGGUUACACUCCCCCUGAAGGAGCAGGUACGCAGCUUGGGGGUGCUCAGGUGGCCUCAGUGGCAUGGAAUGCCUUCCAUCAGCUUUGGCUGGUUGCCCAGCUGCGCCCCUAUCUGGACAGGGCUAGCCCAAUUUCUGUCAUCUGUACUCUGGUAACCUCUAGCUUAGAUUACUGCAACACAUUCUACAUGGGGCUGCCUCUGAAGGCGGUUCGGAAACUUCAGCUGGUGCAGAUUUCAGCGGCCAGGUUGCUCGGUGAGGCAAGACGGUUUGAGCAUGUUACACUGAUCCUGGUCCAACUGCACUGACCACCAGUUAGCUUUGGGGCCCAAUUCAAAGUGCUGGUUUUGACUUAAGAAGUCUUGAACAGCCCAGGACCAUAAGAGCUGAAGGACUGCCUAUCCCUAUAUGAACCAACUUUUAGAUCGUGCAGCUGUCAUUUGAGGGCCUUCUUUGUGUGCCAUCUGCACAUGGAAACGAGCCUUUUCUGCGAUGGCUCCCUGUUUAUGGAAUGCUCUCCCCAGAAAGGUUUGACUGCCACCUUCGUUACAUAUCUUCAUCCGCUAGUUAAAAACAUCCCUCUUAAGUCUUUGGCCUAUAUGUUGCUUAAUUGGCUAAAGAGUUACGAGGAAUGUUUUUGCCUGGUGGCUAAAGAUAUGUAAUGGGAGGAGAGGUAUUAUUAUCAAUAAUAAUAACAUAUUUUACCAAGUCAGACCCUUGGUCUGUUUAGCUCCAUAUUGUCUACACUGACCGGCAGCAGCUCUCCUCUCUCAGUCCUACCUCCAAAUGCCUGGGACCUUCUGCGUGUAAAGCGGGUGCCCUAUGUCACUAGCUUUAAAAUUAAUACUAAGAUUCUAGUCCUCAUGGUCAUGAUCCAAGAUUUGACUUUAUACUCAGACCCUUAGUUUAGGUAGCUCUGUAUUGUCUAUGCUGGCAGACAGCAUCUCUCUGGGUUUCAGACAGAGUCCCUCCCAGUCCUGCCUGAAGAUGGCAGGGAUUGAACCCAGGACCUUCUGCAUGCAAAGCAGGUGCUCUACCACUGAGCUACCACCUUUCCCCAGGUUAGAUCAGUUAGGCAAAUCAUAGACACAUAGAACUGUAGAGUUGGAAGGGACCCCAGGGGUCAUCUAGUCCAACCCCCUUUCAUUGCUCACAGUGAUCCUAUCAGGAACGGGUCAGGAGGCUGUGGCCCUCCAGCUCUUGCCGGACUACAUCUCCCGCCAUCCUCCCUGACCUUUGGGCAUGCUGGCUGCUGGGAGUUGGAGUCUAGCGAAAGACUUCCGAUAUGCCCCGCCCUUCCUAUAAGGUAGCCCAGCAUCAUUCAUCGCCCAGCGCAGGCAGGUGGUUGUGAAGCGGGUGAGUCAACUGCGACAGAAUGGUGUGGGAUGGCGAAGUGGUUUUCCAGCGCUCGUGGCCCUCUUUGUGUAUGUGAGCACAUGGCUGUGAUAUUCCAGCCUGCAAGAACUCUGGGAGCGAUGACUCUUGUCGCCGCUGCUUCAGAAGCAAACCCCCGGCAGUUGCCACCAUCUCCGUGUGACUCAGUGGCUUGGUUCAGACUUGCCUCUUUGUGUGUGUACAUUAAAAAAAAAAAGUAUACUCAUCCUGCUAAAUUGCCCUUGCACAAGUUCAGCUGUCUGCUCCUCCCCGCCCCCUGUUGAUGCUGCAAAAUUCCCUGGGAUCACUGCCUUCUUGGGUAGAAAUCUAGGGCCUCCUUUUCAGCCGUAUUCAUUUCAAUCACUAUCAUACCACUUUGUUCUGUCCAAAGAAUCAUGGGAGCUGUAGUAUGUUCAGGGUGCUUAAAGCUGUUAGGAGCAGGCCUCAGUUCCCCUUACAGCUGACAGAGUAGUUUAACCACUCCUCAUUAGCAAGACAUGGAAGGCCCCCCCCUUCUGUCUUAUCGUUUGCAUCAUUUUUCAGUUUGCAAAACCUGGUUUAAAACUUGUUUGCGCAAACCCGUUUGGAGGUGGUUUGCAAAAGCCCAUUUCCCCGCUGCGGCCCCCAAGGCAUCCUGGGAAUGUUAGUUCUUUGGAGGAGCUAGGAGUGACUGACAGCAAGAGCCCUGGUUCCCUCAGGAAACUACAGGUUCCAGGAUUCCUUGCUGCAGCUAUAUUUUCCAAUACCCAGAGAGAGGGAUGGAUUGUUAAACCGCUCUAUUAAUUGCCGCUCUGUGAGGGGGAACAAGGGUCUCCUGCUAAUAAUUUUCAGCACCCUGAACAAACUACAGUUCGCAGUGUGUUGGGGGGGAAGCCACGGCUGUUUAAUGUGGAAUUAUAGUGCAUAUGGGGCCCUACCUAUUUCAAAAGUGCCUCCAGCCUCUGGCAUUUCAAAGGUAGACUGCCUCUGCAAGUGGAGGUUGCAUGUAGCAUCGUGACUAUUAGCCUCUCCAGGAUUACAGGCUUCCAAAUUAUUUUCCCGGCCUAGUUCAAGGUCUGGGCUUUGAGCUUUUUAAAGCAGGGGUGUGGGGACCUGUGGCUCUCCACAUCCUGUGGUUGGGCUCUCAGCUCCCAUCAGCCCUAAGAGCCAGUGUGGUCAGGGGGGAUGAUGAUGAUUAUGAUAGCUGGAAUGCAGCAACACCUGACGCGCCAGAGGUUCUCCACCCCUGUAUUAAAGCCCCAAAACAGCCCAGAGGUCACACCAGAGACGCACCGCCUCCAAUCAUGUCCUUUUGUGUCCUUCAAGGCCCUCUGCGGAUACCCUGCUCUCUGCCCUUGGUGGCAGCUUCCAAGAGCAGAGCCUUCUCUGCAGUGACACCCCCCCACCACCAGCAGCACCCUUGUAGAAUUCCUGGCCGAAGUAAGAGGGGACAGCAGCCAAGGAGAGAGAUGUAAGAAAUUAUUGACUUAUUGAAGACUGGAGGGAGCAUGGAGGUGUCUUGGGAAGGGAGGGGAGGAGAUUACAGGCGAAGACCUUGAACAAUGAGGACUAGAAUUUUUAUAUUUAUGCAAAGCAUCAGCACAAGGGGCCUGGGGUUGAUUCAGAGAACUGAGAGACCCUUCGUGCAGCUACCAGAAUCUGUCAGAGUGCGCAAGUUUCUGACGCGUCCAAAGUGCUUUGGGCUGACCGGACAGGAGACUUUUAAUUUAUUUAUUUUUUAGCCUUCCCUGGCUCGGCCUCUGUGGAAAAAGCCUAAUUCCUGUCCAGCGAGUCUUUCCUCUACGCCAAGAAGAGUCCAUGCUUGAAAGAUGGUGAGGGUUUUCCCAACUGCCCUGUUUAAUUUAGGUCUGGAUUGGUGCUGGCUUCAUAGACAGGUGUAAUCCUGUUCUUCACCUGCCCUCCCACCCCAAGGUCCCUGCUUUUCUUGUUGUCGACUUCAGGCUAGGCCUGCUUUCCUUGACCUUUGAAGCGAUUUCUUGACAUGGAGUCGGAGAAGGGAUGGGGGCUGAGGGGAGGUUGCAGGGCUUAACGUAGGCCUCGUAAGCGAAACUUCAACGAGAGCCACGUGUUCUGUCCUUGGGAGGUGGGUAGGCAGCAAAUUCUGCAAAACGCUCAGCCUUGGGGAGGAAAGUAACACCGUUUAAUAGCCACCAGAUGUCUGGAGCUUAUCCUGGCUCUAUCUGGGCUGGUUCCACAAUCCCAGCUUCCAGCUUUCAUGCAAAGCGUAAUUAACUUGGAGAGAUCGCUAAUCCUCUGCCACGGGGUGCAGCCAUUGCCUAGGACAGCUCUUUAAAGCAAUAUAAUAAUAUUUAUUUUUAAGUUUAGCUCUCCUGGGUGGCUGUAAAAGAGCUUUGGGCGAAUACAGGAGAAGGCCACGAGUCACAAUGGCUGUGCGCUGCCUCCAUGGUCGGAUGCAGUAAUGCUUCUGAAUACCAGUUGCUGGAAGCCACGGGAGGAGAAAGGGUUCUUGCACCCGGGUCCUGCUUGUGAGUUUCCCACAGGCCCCUGGGUGGCCACCGCUGGGAUGGGCCGUUGGCCAGCAGGGCUAUCCUUGCGGAGGUCUGUUGUGACAGCAGAACCUCCAUGCCCAAGGAUAAUCUACCUCUGAAUACCAGAUAUUGUGGAAUGACAAUUGGAGAAUACCGGGGCAGUCCGAUCUCACUUGUGGGCUUCCUAUUGGGGCAUCCAGUUGGCCACUGUGAGAACAGGAUCCUGGGCUAGAUGGGCCCCCUUUGGCCUGAUCCAGCAGGCAGGCUCUUCUGAUGUUCCUAACUCCUUUUGGAUGGUUUCACAUCCUUAACUUUGUGUUUUGCAUCAGGUUGCCUCCGAUGCAAAGACCCGUCAAAAUGAAUGUUCGUGUGACUAAGCAAGGGUGGUUAAUUUCAGUGGGUCUACUUGGAGUAAAAUUUAGCUGGGUACAGCCCAUUGACUAUGCUGUCACCCCCCCCCCUUCAGAUAUAUACAGUGGUACCUCGGGUUACAUACGCUUCAGGUUACAGACUCCGCUAACCCAGAAAUAGUACCUCGGGUUAAGAACUUUGCUUCAGGAUGAGAACAGAAACCGUGCUCCAGCAGCGGCGCAGCAGCAGAAGGCCCCAUUAGCUAAAGUGGUGCCUCUGGUUAAGAACAGUUUCAGGUUAAGAACGGACCUCCGGAACGAAUUAAGUACUUAACCCGAGGUACCACUGUACAGUCAUACCUCGGGUUACAGCCGCUUCAGGUUGUGUUUUUUUCAGGUUAUGGACCGCCGAAACCCGGAAGUACCAGAACGGGUUACUUCUGGGUUUCUGUGGUUGCGCAUGCGCAGAAGCGCUGAAUCGCAACCCGUGCGUGCACAGACGCGGGUUGCGAACAUGUAUCCCGCACGGAUCACGUUCGCAACCUGAGCGUCCACUGUAUAUAUUUAAAGCACAAUCUGCUUUGGAUACUCAGAUGAGCAAGGUGAAGAAAAAUGUGGUUAAAUGUGACAGGAGGGCCUGUGUGGGAAUCCCCUGAGAGAUCUUGAGCUGCCUCAUCCUCUGGCAGUGGAGAGCUAAUUGGCUCUUGGCCUCAGGCUGAGCUCCCUGCUGGAAUUCCCCUCCCCGUCCUCUCCUGCUUCCUACCAAACAGGAGCUGCGAAUUUGGGGAGUGACCAUGAGCAAACUGCUUCUCUUCCUCGCCAAAUCCCCCCAAAACGUGGGGAUGAUGACGCUGCCCUGCCUUGCAGGGCUGUUGUAAAGAUUUGCAAGAGAUCCCUUGAGGAAACAGAUAUAUAAAUAUGAUAUAGCUGGGGGGGUGGCUGGGUAAGGCUUCUCUGCAGGGUUCUGUGGUAGAAGUUGCUGUGGGAUGGGUUCUCUGAUUCUCUUUGGGCUUGUUUACUUUGGAAAGCUGCUGCAGUCGUGGAUCCUGGACUACCAAUCCCCUGGUGCUAGUCCCUGGAAUAACCUGAGUCCCCUGAAAGCAGCAGCUCUUCCACAUUUAUUUUAAGCAUUGGUGUGGGAGAGGGAGAGAGGGACAAAAGAUCAUAGAAGGCAAAAUUCCUCUGGGGCUUUUGAUGAGAGAAGCCGGCCGUGCCCAUGGCCCCACCUUACAGUGGUUACAUCACACGCUAAGCAGAUAAAACUGGGUAUUCAUUCCAUCCUUUAAUUAGUAGGGAGUCAUUUAAUUUCGGACCCUGUGACCUGCUAGCGUGUUCUUCGCAGGCUCCAAAUCCUCUCUUGUGUGGCGCUUUGAAUUUGGGAGUGUUAUUGGCAGGAAACUCCUCUAAGUGAAAGCUUCCCUUUUUGGAAAGAAGGGGAUUAAUUCUUCUGCACUCUGUGUGUGUGUGUGUUAAUCUCUGGGCGCGUGAGGAAGCAUAGCUCUGCUGCAGAGACUCUUAACAUUUGAAGAUCACAAGGGAAGGGAUGACGCUCAGGGCCAGAGCAUCUGCUCAGCAUGCAGAAAGUUCAGCCCCCACCAUCUCCAGGACAGGCUCCUUACCUGAAGCCCUGGAGAACCACUGCCCGUCCGUGUAGACAAUACUCAGCCAGUGCGACCAAGGGGCUGACACUGUGAAAGGCAUCUUUCUGUGGUUUCCUGUUAAAUCAGCCCUUUAUUUGCAACCAUGAGGACUAUUUGUUGUUUAGUCGUUUAGUAGUGUCCGCCUCUUUGUGACCCCCUGGACCAGAGCACGCCAGGCACUCCUGUCUUCCACUGCCUCCUGCAGUUUGGUCAAACUCAUGUUCGUAGCUUCGAGAACACUGUCCAACCAUCUUGUCCUCCGUCGUCCCCUUCUCCUUGUGCCCUCCAUCUUUCCCAACAUCAGCGUCUUUUCUAGGGAGACUUCUCUUCUCAUGAGGUGGCCAAAGUCUUGGAGCCUCAGCUUCAGGAUCUGUCCUUCCAGUGAGCACUCAGGGCUGAUUUCCUUCAGAAUGGAUACGUUUGAUCUUCUUGCUGUCCAUGGGACUCUCAAGAGUCUCCUCCAGCACCAGAAUACAAAAGCAUCAAUUCUUCGGCGAUCAGCUUUCUUUAUGGUCCAGCUCUCACUUCCAUACAUCACUACUGGGAAAACCAUAGCUUUGACUAUACGGAUCUUUGUUGGCAAGGUGAUGUCUCUACUUUUUAAGAUGCUGUCUAGGUUUGUCAUUGCUUUUCUCCCAAGAAGCAGGCGUCUUUUAAUUUUGUGGCUGCUGUCACCAUCUGGAGCCCAAGAAAGUAAAAUCUCUCACUGCCUCCAUUUCUUCCCCUUCUGUUUGCCAGGAGGUGAUGGGACCAGUGGCCAUGAUCUUCGUUUUUUUGAUGUUGAGCUUCAGACCAUAUUUUGCGCUCUCCUCUUUCACCCUCAUUAAAAGGUUCUUUAAUUCCUCCUCACUUUCUGCCAUCGAAUUAUCUUUUGGGGAAGGACAGCAGUGAGCACCUGCACCGAAUGCAGAAGGCCCCAGGUUCAAAGCCCAGUGGCACCUCGGAAAGACUCCCUCUUUAAACCCCUGGAGAGAUUCUGCCCCUGAGUGUCAGCAGCACUGAGCUUAGUUGGACUCUAGGGUCUGAGUUGGUGCUGGGAGCUUUCUGCAUCCCAGGAACUCGCAGGUUCUGGCUUCAAGUCAGUAGCCAGCUGUUGACCUCUGCUUGCCACAGACCCUUUUAUUUGCCUGAUAGAUUUGUGGCUGUCAGGUGGGGCCUCUCCAUCCUCUCCUCUGGGCUUACUGCCAUCCUUCCCAGAUCUUCCCACUUCCUUCACCUGCGUUCGGUUCACCUGCCUCUACAUCUGCACCUGUCCUUUGAGGCUCUUGACACUUCUCCACGUGUUGACCAAGUUCUCUUUGCUUGCCAGUUCCUUUCCGUGCAGCCCACUUCGCUUGCCUUUCCUCUCCUCUGGGCUUUGCAUCCAUGGGGAGCUCCCCCCCCCCCCCGCGUCUACAUCUCAGUUAAUUUACUUCCCGGAACACGGACUUUUAAUUGCUCCUCUCAGAAGUCUUCCUUCUUGCAAAAUGACUCGUCCUGCCAAGACUCCAGUGCCUAAAUUUCAGCCUCUUUUACUUUGCUGCCUAAGUGUGACAUUGUGUUUUGUUUUGUUUUUUAAAAAAUAUUAGUUAAGUCAUGAAGGCUUUUCAUUAACUACACAGCAUGAUGAAUAAAUAGCAGAAAUGAGGGGGAGAUGUUUAAAUUCUGCUUCCUGCAAAUGGCUUCUUUGGGGUUUGUUCACAGAUGGCAGGGGUGGGGGCCGAAUGGGGCCCUGCAACUCUCUCUGUUUGCCCCUUGUUUAAUAAAACUCCGAUGGACUCCCUUAAUGGUCUUCUGAUCCCCCCCCCAACACCUCUCUUAAUUUCUCUUUCCCCCCCCGCUCCAAAUUUGUUAGUGCUGCUAUGUGGCGGGGGGGGAGCAGAGGAGUGUCUGGACACUGGCACAACACAGUUUCUAUCCUAUGCCGAAGAUGCCUCUCUUUGUUCUGGUCUUGGGGUGCACAUAUGUUCUAGGACCUAAUCCAUGGGUAGGCAAACUAAGACCCGGGGGCCAGAUCCGUCCCAAUUGCCUUCUAAAUUUGGCCCGCGGAUUGUCUGGGAAUCAGCAUGUUUUUACAUGAGUAGAAUGUGUCCUUUUAUUUAAAAUGCAUCUCUGGGUUAUUUGUGGGGCAUAGGAAUUCGUUCAUGCCCCCCCCAAAUAAUGUGGCCCCCCACAAGGUCUGAGGGACAGUGGACAGGCCCCCUGCUGAACAAGUUUGCUGACCCCUGACCUAACCUGUUGCUGUAAUUUGUUUAGAACUUUUUAAAUGCUGUGUUUCUUUUUUUUAAAAAAAAUCAUUUUUAUUGAUUUUCCAAUAAAAAACAUCCAAUUAAUAUAUCCAAUCAUAAUACUCCAAUUAAAAUAAAAAAGACCAAAUUAUAGUCCAAAUUAUAAUUAUUAAUUUUUCGGAGCUCCCCAUGGUCUGGAUCUUUGAAGCAUAUCUCCACAUCUCAGUCCUGCCUCUCCUUGUUUCCAUAUUUUCCACAUCUCAAUUUUGACGCUUUAUUUAAAUGCUGCGUUUCAAAGUGUUGCAACCUGCCCUGGAACCUUAGCUUGAAGGGCGGGCAAUAAAAUUAUUAUUAAUUGUAAUAUUUAUUUAUUCAUUGCAUUCAUAUUUCACCUUUUUUUUUUUUUAAUCCAAAGAGCUCGAAGUGGUAUAUGUGGUUCUCCCCUGCCCACCUCAUUUAAUCCCUGCCACAACCCUAUGAGGCAGGUUAGGCUGAGAGAGGUAGCAACUUUCCCCCAAAGUCACACCCAGUGAGCUUCAUGAGGCAGAGUGGGGGGAUUUGAACCUUAGUCUCGCCCUGGUCCUGGUCUGACACUAACCACUAUGCCGCCACCAGAGGCUCUUGCUGACAGGGCUGGGUCCAGUCAGUAAAGUGCACGCAGCUCACACCAGGAAAUCGAAAUGGUAAGCCGCUAGACUACAGAUUCGUUAGACACUUGCAGCGAACAGAGACUGCUGCCUGUCAGCCUACAUGCUUUUCCCGUUCCAGUACCAUUAAACUAAUCCUGUUAACGACUUCUCGGUCUGGUACGACCUAUGUGGUGGACCUGUGCUGGAUCUACGGAGCGGUGGGGGAGAUUUUAGUAUUUAAACAGCGCCUUCUUGCUGCACAGGCCACAUUCUUAGUUCUGGGACGGCCACAAGUUGAGUCACCAGAUUCCAAAAUGGCGCAGCUGCUUUCGUAAGGCUGCUCUGGGACCAAAAUUACUACAUUCAUUUUUUUACAUCCCACCAUUUUCUCAUACUGAGACUUCAGGCGGCGUACACAAAUUAAAACAACACAGAUAAAAUACAGGACACUGAAAACAUAUAAAAAAUAAUAGUAAAAAUAAAUUAAAGCAUAAUAGAAUUAACGCAACAUCAAAACAGAUAUGUUAAAAUAUAGAUAGUAAAUUCAUCACAGCACUAUUUAAAAUCCAGGCAGUUCCCGAAGACCUGUUGGAAUAAAACAGUAUCCACCUGCUGGCUGAAGGACAGCAAAGAGGGUGUCUGUCUGGCUUCUCUAGGGAAGGAGUUUCAAAGUCAGGGAGCCACCACCAAAAAGGCCUGCCUUCUCCCACCAAAUGUGCUUCUGAUGGUGGCAGGAUGGAAAGAAGGAUACAGUGGUACCUCUGGUUACGAACUUAAUUUGUUCCGGAGGUCCAUUCCUAAGCUGAAACCGUUCUUAUCCUGGGGCGCGCUUUCACUAAUGGGGCCUCCCGUUGCGCGCGUGCCUCUGGUGUGCAAUUUCCAUUUGCAUCCUGGGUCAAAGUUCACAACCAGGAGCAGCUGCUUCCAGGUGAGCAGAGCUCGUAACCUGAAGCAUUCGUAACCAGAGGGACCACUGUAUGUUAUGAAGAGGUAGCAGCCCGCAGCCUCUGCCCACAUCGUGAGAGAAGUAUUCCCACUCUCUCCCUGCCUUCCACACUCCAGGAGUCUCCGGCAGUUUCCCAGAGGUUAGAGAAGCUUUAAGCGCACAUAUGUGGCCAGCGGUAAAAAAAGGAGGGCAGCCUCUUUAUGCUCUACAGUUAAUUUUUUAAGAAGCUUCUGCCGCCUUCUGCUGUGGCAAGAAUGGGUGUCAAAAGUGGGAUUUGAAUCCUAGCCGUGCUCUGUACAUUGGGCCACAAUCUCUCUCGUCAAGUGGGAAAGCAAAUCUGCUUUAGGCAGCCUUGUCAAAAUGCUGGUCAUCUGUGGUGAGUCAGAAAUUGUUUCUGGUGACCAAGGAGGAGGAACGUUGGCACUCAUCCCACCCCCCUUUUUAGUCUACAGAUGACUGGGAUAGGUCUAUGCCCUAGCAAUCUUGUGGCCUUUUCCCAGCCUGUAUUUGCUGCAAAAGAAUCCUCUUUCUAUGAAUAACCAUAGUCUUGGUGGUGGAAUGUGAAACGGGAUCGUCCGUUUGUUUGUUUUUAAGCACUGAAAUACAGGCUGUAUUUAGCAGGGCCACAGCUCAGCGAUAAUCUGCUUUGUGUGCACAAGGUCCCAGGUUCAAUCCCUUGCAGCGUUUCCAGGCAAGGCUGGAAAUGUUCCCUGCCAGUCAGUGUAGUCAAUACUGAGCCAGAUGUACCUAUUAAACCAGACUGUUAUUUGCAACCAUGAGGACUAGAGUCUUAGUUUGCCUUUUGGGGAAGGACGCAAGUUCCUCGAGAGAACACCUGCGUUGCUGCGUAAGGCCAGCACUCUGUGCUCCCAGGCUGCCUGAUGAGCGCACAUUCUCUUUUAAUUCCCUCUCCCGGUUUGCUUUGCAGCUUUGAAAGAGCACAGACCCGCCUUGGAUAUGAGUGACUCCGACGCAGACGUGCCGCCGCCAGGGGAGGAGGAAGAGGAGGAGGCGGCGCUGGCUGCAGCGGUGCUGCCGCCCCCAGGAAAUGGCGGGGUGGCGGCCCUGGGGGUCAUCACGGAAGGCGUGGGCGAGCUGGCGGUCAUUGACCCCGAGGUGGCCAAGAAGGCCUGCGAGGAGGUGCUGGAGAAGGUCAAGCUGAUGCAUUGCAUCUCUCCCGACGGGUCCAUCCAGCUGAAGGACGGCAGCGCAGGCGCGGCUCGCCAGCCCGGCCUGGCCCUGCUGAACGGCAGCCCCGGCGAGUGCUGCGAGAUCAAGUGCCUGGACGACCCUCCGGACAAGAUCCAGGAGGAGGAGCAGCAGCACGCGGCCAACUCGGUCAAGAGCGCCCGGCGGCGCCAGAAGAACAACUCGGCCAAGCAGUCGUGGCUGCUGCGCCUGUUCGAGUCGAAGCUCUUCGACAUCUCCAUGGCGAUCUCGUACCUGUACAACUCGAAGGAGCCCGGCGUGCAGGCGUACAUUGGCAACCGGCUCUUCUGCUUCCGCAACGAGGACGUGGACUUCUACCUGCCGCAGCUGCUGAACAUGUAUAUCCACAUGGACGAGGACGUGGGCGACGCCAUCAAGCCCUACAUCGUCCACCGCUGCCGGCAGAGCAUCAACUUCUCCCUGCAGUGCGCCCUCCUGCUGGGCGCCUACUCCUCGGACAUGCACAUCUCCACCCAGCGCCACUCCCGCGGGACCAAGCUGCGGAAGCUCAUCCUCUCCGACGAGCUCAAGCCGGCCCACCGCAAGAGGGAGCUGCCGGCCCUCGGCCCGGCCCCCGAGGCGGGGCUCUCCCCCUCCAAAAGGACUCACCAGAGGUCCAAGUCGGACGCCACUGUCGGCAUCCACCUCAGCAGCAACCUGAAGAGGACCGCUAGCAACCCCAAAGUGGAGAACGACGACGAGGUAACGUGGGGCAAGGGGCGUCCCCGGAUUCACGGGGCAGGGGGAUAGGUUACUGGGGUAUUCAGUUUUUAAUCUUUGUGAAAACGAACGUAUCAGGAGAGGGGAAAUUCUGCCUAGGGUGGGCUUCCAGCUCUGUGGCAAGUUGGUAGGCAGAGGCCAUUCUCGUGCCAGAGAGCUGGGCAUAAGGUAAGACAUGCGCCAACCAGGUUGUGGCUGCUUUCCUGGCUCAGCUUUGUCCUCCACCUUUUGGAGUCCUGCCUGAUUUCGCUGCCAGCUUUCAUGCAGAUCCAACGUGGGACGGGGCAGCUCCAUUUCUGCUGCUUAUCAAGGGACCGCUUGAUCUCGAGCAUCUCUUGGGAUGAUGUAAUCAGGCGUUGCCAACCAGUCCCCCUGAUAGCGGUAGAGGAAAAGUAAAAGGCCAGGGGGCACAUGUGUGUUGCCCUGAUCGCCCACCAUUGCCUCCAAUCGUGUGUUUACAGUUUUUAUAUAUGUACCCUGUUCCUAAAGGGUCUUACAGUCGAAAAUCCACACGUAUUGGGGCAGCCUUGAGAAGGGCUGUGGGCCUGGGGUGUAACACCUGAUGGGCAUGCAGAGUGUCCCAGUUUCCACCCCUGGCAUCUCCAGGUAGGGCUGGGAACAUCCCCUGCUUGAAAACCCUGGAGAGCUGCUGCCAUUCAGCAUGCUGGCAGGACUAUGGGUCUAACUCCUUCUAAGGCAGCUUCUUGUGUUCCUUCCCCACCAUGACACCUUCCAGAUGUUUCAGGCUCCCAGCCGUAUUGUUUGCUCCAGGCCAGUGGUGCCGGCUGGGUUGAUGGGAGCUGUGAGCCUGAAACAUCUGGGGAAGGCCGUGCUAGAUAAGGAGAUGCUUACAGGAGUCGGCGUCAUUAAUAUGACAUAUUGGGAAUAUGUGGGUGAGGUUCUAGGCCUCCCGCUCUGAGGAAUGGGGUAAGUGGUCCUGGGGGUGGGUGAUGGGGAAGAUGGCAAUCCCAGGGGGCAGCUGCGCUCACCAUCCGGAGAGUCUUCUAGCCCCUGGCUAGCCACUGAUUGACAGUGCCAUGGGACAGUGGGCGGGACCUAGUUUCAGCUCCGCCUCUACAGUCGAUAAAGCCGUCUUGGCGCCAGUAUUUUGUUCUCUCCAUGAAUUCUCUCUUCCACCCGGUGGUGUUGGCGGUGUGAUUUCUCUCUUUUGGGAAACAAACAAAAAAAUGUGCAGAAAAGAAACUUUGAAGCCCAGAGUAUUAAUUUGCUUGGAUUUCCUUGCCAAAAGUGGUGAUAGAUCUUGACUGAGAUAGAGAGAGGGAACAUAAGGUCCUGUGUGUUCCAUGGCGAAAUCCCACCACAAAUCCUCUUGGGUUUUUACGGAGACAGGGAUGGCGGGCAUCUGUGGCCUUCCAGGUGUUCCUGGACUGCCACUCCCAUCGUCCCUCAUGGUUGGCUAUGCUGGCAGCUGGGGCUGAAGGGAAUUGGGGGUCCCAGCCACACCUGAAGGCUCCCCAGUCUUGCAGUAGAGGGGAACAAAUGUAUCCAGGGGUAUUCAUGGAAUUAUGAUCUAGUUUUGCAUGUUGUGGUUUUUAAUCCCAAGCUGCUUCCAAGGAGCUCGGGGGGAGCGGGGUAUGUGGCUCCUCCCUAUCCUUUCAUGUGGACCCUCACAACAACCCUGUGAGGUAGGCUAGGCCUAAGAGGUCCUCCAAGGAGCUUACUGGCCAGGCAGGGGUAUAAACCCACGUCUUGCUGGUCCAACGCUCUCGAGCAGCCGAUGUGGUGCCUUUCAGAUGUUGUUUGGCUACAACUCCCAUCAUUCCUCACCCUCAUUUAUUAUAAUUAAUAAAACGGGCUCCCAGCCCGACCCAGAGCAAGAUCCUUUCCACCGUCUGCCUUUAUUAAAGAAGAAAAACUGUUGAAAGAAUUAAAAAGUGGAGGAAAGAGAUUGUGCUGGGGGUGGAUACCGAAUGCUACACCAGCUGCUGAAUCUCAAUGGGUGUGGACAUAGUGAAAGACCCUGGGGAUUCCCAUGCUUGUGGGGCGGGGGAACAAAAGUUGGAGAGCUUUAAAUCAUGGGUGGGGAACCCUUUUUUGGCUCCGCGGACCAGAUCCUUAUCAGGACCAGCCUCCAGGGGCCAAAUUUGGUGUCAAAUACGUGACAUCAUUUUGGCGUCAUGUGAUUGACAAGUGGGAGCUGUAUGGAGCUGCUGGAUGUGCCUGUUCUGGCGUCCAGAUGUGCUGCUGUGGUUGUCUCUGCCAGACCGCAAUCUCUCUCUCUUUCCAGCCCUCGAUCUGGCAAAACAUUGGUCCGUGAACUCAGCCGCCAGAGGCGAGCCAAGAGGUCUACUUUCACUCUCCCUUUCUUUCUCUCUCUCCUACCCCCUUGGCGCACGUUGUUGGAGAUCAUCCGAGCAGAAACUCUGGGGUGGAAUUUCAGUAUCGCCGGAGCAGCAAAUGAAUACUUAAUGCGUCAGAACUUUCCCUGUCUCUCCGUAGACUCGGGCUUGCGUCAGACGCGGUUGCCAAGUGCUCUUGGCGCAGCUGUUCUUUGGGCGUGGGGCAUUUGAGAGAUGUGGGGGUCCCGUGAUAAAGCCUAGGUGGAAGUAAGGGGAUAGGUUCGCUGGGAUUUUGUGAUAGAACUGGGUAACUGUGCGGUAUCUACUUAGGACCUCGUGGUUCCAUAAGAACAUCAGAAGGGCCUGGCUGCUGGAUCAGGCCAAAGGGGGCCUAACCUGUCCAGCCUCCUUCUCUCACAGUGGCCAAGCAGAUGCCCCAAAGGUGCAGCAGCAGCAACUCUCCCCGCCUGCGAAUCCCAGUUACUUUUUGUUAAUCCUCAUCCUCCCAGAGUGGGGCGUACACAGCCAUCGUGAUCAGCAGCCUUUGAUAGCCUUAUUCUCCAUGAAUUUGUCUAAUCUGCUUUUAAAGAUGGGGAACGUGCUUGAAAUGCCGAGUUAGCAGGAGCCGGCCUCAAGUUUUUUAGCGUGUGCAGUGAAUAAAAGAAAUUCCAGAAAUUUCUUUUUCAGGCGUUGAGCUGCAUGGAAUUCUUCUGAGCCUAUGCAUGUGGAGAAACCAGGCUUCUUUCCUCCCCUCUUCUCGAAUGCAUAGGCUCUUCUCUCAUUUUGUAAAAUCACCUUUCCACCCAUGAAAUCUCAGUUGCGUGCAUGGGAGAGGUAUAGCUGAUCCUGCCCACACAACAACCUUGCGAGGUAGGCUGGUACGCGAGAUGCGCAGCCGAUUGGCUUCGCAUUCGGAAGCCGGCACUCUGCCAAGUGCUGCAUGCUGACUUGGGGCGCGAAGGCGAUCUUCCCCAGACCGUCCCGGCCAAGCCAGAACAAUUGACCACCCUAUUACGCUCUCGAUUCCCAGGCUUGUCUUCCAGAUGGCUCCAAAGGCGGCUCACAGAGCCCUUCCCACUCCCUGCCGCUUCAUUGUUCGCAGGGGAACAAUGGGCUGAUAGAAAGCCGGGAGCUCGGAGGCCGCCGGUUGCCCAGGAUGAUCCCAGCCACUCGCCAACUGGAAACCGGAGCCCGGAAUGCUUAUUAAUUCACGCAGGGCUGGAUUUCUCCUGGUGACAUGCGGAGAGUCUUCUGGGCCCGAAGUGCCGCAAGAGAUGUUCUGAGGAAAAUGUGGGAAGUGCUGAGGCUGAGGCUGAGCACUUCUUAAAAUUGCAGUUCUGGUUGCCUCACCUCAAAAGGGAUAUUGUAGUGUUGGAAGAGAGAGGGGAGGGGUGCAACUCCCCUAUAGAGAGAGGUUGCAGUUUGGGGACUUCUGAGUUUAGAGAAAAGGCGAGUAAGGGGCAACAUGAUAGAAGUUUAUAAAACUAUGCAUAGCAUGGAGAGAGAGAAAUUUGUUUUGCAUUUUGUUUUGUUUUGUUGGGAAACCCUUUUAUUUACACGCAAGACACAGGCCUUCCCAAAUCCCCUUACUUCAGAGGAAUGAACCGAGAGGAGUGGGUGGCCCCGAUUCCAGGUCGGCCGUGCUUAACGGGCUUGUAAGUGAUGGAGAACUCUCCCAAAUUGUGGCCAAUCACUUCAGGCUUGAUUUCCACCUGGUUGAAGGUCUUCCCAUUGUACACGCCUGCCAUGCUGCCCACCAUUUCCAGAAGGAUAAUCGUGUCUCGCAGGUGGGUCUUGACCACCUCAGGCUUCUCCAUGGGCAGGGCCUCUUUCUUGGCCUUGCGCAGCCGCUUGAGGAGGGAGUGCUGCUUGCGGCGCAGGCCGCGGUUGAGCCGCCGGCGGUGGCGGGCACUGUAUAGCUGCAUCAGCUGCUCGUAGGACAUGUCGAGGAGCUGGUCCAGGUCAACACCCCGAUAGGUGAACUUCCAGAAAGUACGCUUCUUCUUCUUCUUCUGCUUCACUUCCGCCAUCUUGCCCGCAGUCUCCGCCAGGAAAAAAAAGUGUGAGAGAGAAAUAUUUUACCUCUCCCAUGACACUAGAACUCAGUGACACCCUGAAUGCUGGAAGAGUGAGGAUACUUAAAUUAAAGGACUUCUUCACGCAGCACAGAGUUAAACGGUGGAACUCCCUGCCACAGGAGGGAGUGAUGGCCACCAACCUAGAUGGCUUUAAAAGAGCAUUAGACAAAUUUGUGGAGGAGGAGAGGGCUAAUGACGGCUACCAGCCAUGAUGGCUGUGCUCUGCCUCCAGUUGGAGGAAGCAGUGCUUCUCCAUACCAGUGACUGGAGGCCGAAGGAGAGGAGAGGGCUCUUGCGAUUGGAUCCUGCUUCUGAGUUGUCUAUUGAGGCAUCUGUUUGGUCACUGUGGGGACAGGAUGCUGUGCAAAUGGUGUGGGAAUGUUGAGGGUGGCAGGAGAGGAUAUAUUGAUUAUUAAUAUCCGUCCUAAUUCACACUGGCAAGUUACUUUAUAUAGCAGAGUGCGUUCCCCUUCUUACGCAGCAGAAAGCUGGUUGAAAACUUGUGUGAGUCUCUUAAGACAACAAACAAUUCAAUCUGGCUUGCCCAGAUUGAGAUAUGUUCUGUUAUUCCUGGUAAGACCCCUUUGAUCCCUCCUAAAAGAAUAAAAUGGGAUGUGGGUGGCGCUGUGGGUUAAACCACUGUGCCACUUGGGCUUGCCGGUCGAAAGGUCGGCGGUUUGAAUCCCCACGACGGGGUGAGCUCUCGUUGCUCGGUCCCAGCUCCUGCCAACCUAGCAGUUCAAAAGCAUGCAGCGCAAGUAGAUAAAUAGGUACCGCUCCAGCAGGAAGGUAAACGGCGUUUCCGUGUGCUGCUCUGGUUUUGCCAGAAGCGGCUUAGUCAUGCUGGCCACAUGACCUGGAGAAACUGUCUGUGGAAGCGGAAAACGCUGGCUCCCUCGGCCUGUAAAGCGAGAAGAGCGCCGCAACCCCAGAGUCGUUCGCGACUGGACUUGUCAGGGGUCCCUUUACGUUUACCUAAAAGAAUAAAGACACAAGUCUUAUUUAUAAGUAACAAAAAAAGUAGUUUUACUUGUGAUCAGGCAGAGCACAGUGUGAUCCCUGAAGCAAAGCUUUAGGCUUAAAGUUACAAACAUGGACAAACAGGUUUACCCCAUAGGGGAGAUAACCUGGGGGACUGCUGGCGGCCAGCAGUCCAGUCCAGGUGAAUUAGGAAGUUCGCAGGACGAAAAAGAAGAUCAAAGAGAGGGAGGUGGCUGCGUGACUUGGCCUUUUACAAGGUCUGAAAGGUCACGCCCCCCUACUAGUCACACGCAAGGAAGGAUGCUCCAGGCCAGGAGGAACAGGAAGUUUCGACUGGCUGGACCAACUCUAGCAUGACCACUCUAGCAAAACAGGUAAUGUUGUACUUGACUGCUCCCAGUGGAUUACAACCCACAGAUGGGACAUUAGCCUGAUCCAGCUGCCUCUUCUUACGUUCUUAUGCUUUGGCUGGUCUGAGCACCUCUUAAUAUUACCCCUUAGUCUCAUCACCUCUUAAAAUGCACAUUUUAGCACGCAAAUUGCUAACUCCAUUAGCAUUGACUACUUUGGCAAGAGUCUGCCUCUCGCUUGAGCUGGACCUGGUGGAUCUGGAGGCUUCCUGUGAUUCCUUUUUCCUAAUAAUCUACCAUUGUGGCAAGGGAUCCUCAUAUUACUUGCUUCGGUUUAUGACAGGGAGGGAAUCCCUGCCCACUGUACUGGCUCUUCUGUUACGUAUAUGUGUGUCUGUCUUGCCCCUACGAAUGCACCCUUCCCCUCCUCUGACAACUUUCCGCCGAGCUAGUGAAAGCCUUAGCCAGAAAGCAGUAGGCUUGCCGUGAUUUAAUUCAGUGGCUGGACCUCUGGGCGCGUCAUUCCCCUCUCUCCAGCCCUUGGACCUCUCCCCGGCCCCCCACUCUUCUCGCUGGCAGGGCUGUGGGCCCCCCUUGAGUGCCUUCACUUAGCUGGAACAUGUCCUUGAACUACGAUAUUUGGCUGGAGAGGUGCGUCUGCAUGCAGGGGAAGUACGAAAGCCUCUUAACUUUUUGCACAGCUGGGGUGUAGGCCUACUGUGCAGAGGUAAGAGCUGCCUCUGUCGCCCUGCCUCCUUUCUCCUCUGGCCCCCGCCCACCGCUGGCACACGGCCUCCCGAAGCUUGCCAAGAAGGAAAUGCGGCCCUCGUGACUGAAAAGGCUUCUUCAAGGAAGGAGGAUUCUCAGCCAGGAGCAAAAGGCAGAUGAAGAGUCUACCAGGAGAUCUCUGGGCAGUUGGCAGCUGAAAAGCUCCUGCUUCAGUUGUGAGCGGAUACCAGGUGUGGGUUUUUCCUUCCACGGAAGGGCUUUGCAUGCCAGGCUCUGGGCUCAAAAGGCAUUCUCUGCCCCUCAGCGCCAUCGGUGCAUGUGCCCAUCUGAGCCACUGUUUUGAAAUCUGCUUCUCAGCAGCAACAGAUCCUGCAAUCCUGAUGUCUGCCCACUUUAAAGUACAGCAGUACCUCAGGUUACAUACGCUUCAGGUUACAGACUCCACUAACCCAGAAAUAGUGCUUCAGGUUAAGAACUUUGCUUCAGGAUGAGAACAGAAACCGUGCUCCAGCGGCGCGGCAGCAGCAGGAGGCCCCAUUAGCUAAAGUGGUGCUUAAGGUUAAGAACAGUUUCAGCUUAAGAACGGACCUCCGAAACGAAUUAAGUACUUAACCCGAGGUACCACUGUAUUGCAGAGUUACCAAAUGAGGACGGUCUAUUUUUCUUCACUUUUUUAAAAAAGCCUUAAGAACAGAAACUUGAGCUUCUCUCUCUCUCUCUCUCUCUCUGUCUCUCUGUCUCGCUGUGGCAUUUGCACCUGGGCAGGUAAUAUUGCAGGGGGUGCUGGAGGAGGAGCCACUUGUGUCCUGCCAGGAAAUCCUUGCUGUGUAACAUGAGAGCGCUUCGGAACCUGCUUUGUGGUGACACAACAGGCAGGCGUUUUGUGUGUGUGUUUGGCAGAGCUGGGCAACCUUUGCGCAAGGAACGCUCCCCUUGCUCUGAGGUCUCUGUGGCAACUGGGUGAGAGUGACUCAGGAUGAUUCAGGCACUGACAAGUGGAGACUGGGGGAAUAUCGACAUCACUGCAGAGGUUUCCUGUUUGGGUUUGGAAACCAGGUGAAAUCGGACAAGGGCUUCCGCCGUCUCUGAUCCCUUGUGAAGAGGCCUUUUUAAUGUCAAGAUGGGCAGGCCUGCAGCCAAUCAGCUCAGCAGGGAGGGAUAUACAUCUCCAAUCUGUUCAGUCAGAGAAUCAUAGAAUUGUAGAUUCCUGAUGAGCAUUCUUUAACACACAUUUUCUUACUCAUUCAUUCAUUCUUUCACAUGCAACAGCAUUAAUCCAAGGGAAGAAAUGGAAGUGAUAAAAAAUUGUUCAAUAAUGGAAACUUGAUAGUACAUAUUGCUUUCCUGAUAUACAUAAAACCUUCAUAUCAUUAUACAAGAACGCAUUAUGCUAUGCCUAAUCAAGUGUGUGGGUUUGCAUUUUCCUGUCCUUUAUUACACCAGUUCAAGAUAAAAAGCUUUUUUCUUUUUAACCAUACUGGUGUGUUUAUUUAUUUGUUUAUUUUAUUUCAGGACAUUUAUACACUGCUUGAUUGUAAAAACAAAAACCCUCGCAGUGGUUUGCCAUUAUGAAUGCAUUUGCCUCCUGGGUUCCUUCAGGAGGAAUGGUGGGAUUUAUUAUUAUUUUAAGGGGUUGGACUAGAUGACCCUCAGGGUCCCCUUCCAACUCUGAUUCUGUGACAUAAAGCUGCUGUCUAUGAGAGGUCUCAAAGUCCUCUGUGGGGUGUCAUACACUGUGUGGGCUUUGUGUGUGUCUGUGAAGGAAGCGCAGUGUCCCCUUCCUCCCCUUUUUAAAGUCUGAUCAUUUUACAUUUUUCUAAUGGGCCCAACAGCUACUCCUUUCUCCUGGCCUCGUUCAAUUUUUUAUUUUAUUUUUUUUUUGGCCCUUUGAACAUAAAAGAAGAAUUCCAACCAUUUCUGUCCCCUUGGUGACUUGGCCAGACUUCCUCCGUCUGGCUUCUAUGCCUGCUUCUGUUUUCCAUAAACGGGGGGGGGGGGGGGAGCGGUCCUCAUCGCGUGAUUUGGCCCAGUUUUUGGUACUCUUGGAAAUGACACCCUCUUCCUUGCGCACGCAUAACAAAGCCUAUCCCUGUGCUGGGGAGAAAAGCAUCGUCAGCGAACCCAAAGCCAGGAUGGGGGGAGCAGUCGGCCAUUCAUCUCCUCUCGACUCGCCCCCGCGACGACCGCAAGCGGAAAACCAUCAUUAAUAGAGCGCCGUAAAUGUGGGGCGAAGUCCAUCCAGCCAUUGCUGCGUCAGUUCUGCAGGAGAUAAUCUUAAUACAUAGGCCAGGCUUUCUCAAACUCAGCCCUCUGGAUGUUUUUGGCCCACAACUCCCAUCAUCCCUAGCUAGCAGGACCAGUGGUCAGGGAUGAUGGGAAUUGUAGUCUCAAAACAUCUGGAGGGCUGAGGUUGAGGAAGCCUGACAUAGGCUCUUUGGAUGAGAGAACGAUGGAUAUUGUGGCCAGUCCAUGUGAACAGGAUGGACUGUCCCAUCCACAGAAUGGGUCCCUUCCAACCGUUCAGUGAUUCUAUGAAUUUAUUAGCUGUGGAUGGAGAGAAAUCCUGUCUUCUGUGAUUCCUGCAUUGGACUAGAGCAGGCAUAGGCAAACUCUGGCCCUUCAGAUGUUUGGGACUACAAUUCCCAUCAUCCCCAGCUAACAGGACCAGUGGUCAGGGAUGAUGGGAAUUGUAGUCCCAAACAUCUGGAGGGCCAGAGUUUGCCUAUGCCUGGACUAGAGGACCUUUGGGGGUCCCUUCCAACUCUACAAUUCUAUAUAUAUAAACACACCUUUCCUCUUGGCAUCAACACUGUCUUUUCCUCUCCCUUUUCCCUAUGCUGACUUGCUUCUUACACUCCUCACCAUUUCCCGCAUUUGGAAAUAGCUGUGCUGAGACCUAGCAUAGUUUCCCCCAGCCGUCUCAAAUAAAAAGGUAAUGGCGAGCUUAAAGGGAUGCAGAAAAACAUGUGCAUGUAUGUGGAAUGCCUCCCCAGUGAGGAAAGGUCAAAGUUUCUCCCCUGCAUGCUCAGGUUGGGAAGGGAGGAAGCGACUGGAAGAUUGGAGAACACAACAGAGGUGUACAAAAUUAUGCCUAGCGAGGAAAGCGUGCAAAGCCCUUCUGUGUUGGAUUGCCUGGAGGCCUUUGAGAGUCGCCCCAGGUGACCAGGCGGCCUGACUGUUUGAAGCCUGUGCUAGAUAGCCCCUGGUGUUGGUUUCAGCCGAAUGACUCUGGGUUCAGAGGUGGGGAACAUUUCUGGCCCUCCAGAUGUUGCUCAGCUCCCAAUUCCGAUCAGCCCUGGCAGCCAGCAUGACCAGUGGUUGGGGAUGGGAGCUGCAGUCCAGCAGCAGUUUCCACACUUCUGCUGUAGGCUGGCAGAGAGACAGAGUCCUUUCCAGGGUGGUUCAUCCUACUGGGGAAAAAAGAAGUGAUGUGAUUAAGGGAAAAUUGUCAAAACAACCACUCUGCCCACUUUUGGUUUCACUUUGGUUUUCUUAAGGUGAGUUCUCUCUCUCCUCCUCUUGUUUUUAUCGUUAUUACUGGUUUUACAUCUUAGUAAGCUUUGGCUCUGAUGAAACCCUGGCCUCUUUUCGUAAAAAAAAAAAAGUGACACAGUUGACUUGCCCUAAAAGGCUUUUAAAACUCCCUUUUCUUCACAUGCAAAAUGGGAGGGGGCGUGAGAUUAAUGAUGGGGAGGAUAUAACACAGCCUGAGAAUCUCCCACUUCUCUUUGUCUGUUUCUCACUUUUGUAGAACUUCUCCCCCCCCCCGCCAUCCUCCUUCUAACAGAAUUGCUCCCUGUUCAGCACCGACCUGUUCCACCUGUUGCAAACGGGUUAUUUUAUAGUUUUAUUACCUUGCUGUCCAUCCAGGGUGUUGCCUGCGUUUUCCUCCCCAAAACCCACCAUUCUGUUCUCACAAGCGACUGUCCCAAGGACACCCAGUGGGCUUUGCGCCCUGCCUCGUAUUAAGCUGAAGGAUCUGUCCCAGAAGAGAUCCUGGGAGCUGCUGUUCCGGAGUGGAUCUGGGUAUCUAGUCUCUAAAAUCCUCAGCGCCUCUGCCAAGCCUCCAGUAUCCAGGAAGGCAUUUUGGAAAGCAGGCAACCUCUGGGGGGGGGGGGGAGAGAGAUUGUUCAACCUGUAGGCAUUAAGCCUUUCCUGCUGCCUUCCAUGGCAUCCAAGUGUCUUAAUUAUUCCGCAUUAACUUAAAGAAUUUGUGGGCUCCAGGGAGCACUGCUAGCUCAGAUAACCUUCAAAUAAGAUCAUAGGACAGGUUUGUCAACUGCUUGUAGCCUGGAUGGCUUAAAUCAGGGAUGGGGAGCUUUGGCCCUUCCCAGAUGUUGUUAGUCGGGGAGUCGCAGCUCUGCAGCGUUCAGAAGACGACGCAGUUGCACUGGCUUCCAGAAUGUACCUCUGAAUACCAGGUGCUGGAGCAAGCAGCAGGAAGAGGAGUUGGCUUCCUCUGGCUCUCCUGUGUCGGAAGCAAAGCGCUGUUUCUCUGAGGACAGAAUAUUCCGCCACGGAGUUGUUUCGCCUGGAUGGGGGGGGGGGGGUUGUUUUGCUGUGCAAAGCGCCUGCAGUUUGUUCUCUCUGUUGAGAUGGGGCAGGUGGGGAGGGAAUGUGCAGAGCUGGUUUUUUUAAAAACAAAAAACUUGCCUUUUCUCUCCUCGACUUUCUCCCUCCCUCUCCCUUCCUUUUUUACAUUUUAAAAAAAAUGAAAACAAAAAACCCCCCACCCCUUUCCCCCUCCCUCUCAUUCAUUUCUCAGGAGUUGUCAUCGAGUACGGAGAGCCUUGAUAGAUCAUUUUGCUCCGUAAGUGGCCUGCGUUUUAGCUUUUUUGGUUUUUCUCCCCCACCUCUUCCAACUGGGCUGCCUGCUUCCCUUCCCGUGAUUUACCAAAAAUCAACAACAAAUAAUUUCUUUCGCAGCAGCAUUUCCUCUCUGUUGUCAUCUUAAGCCACUUUGCUAAGCCCGCCAAUCACCCUUGGCAAACGCAUCUUGCAGAGCAUCAAAGGCAAAAUCCAUUCCUCUCUUCUCUUCCACCACUUUGGAAAAAAUGAAAUAAAAUCACCCCAGCGAGCCAAAUACUACACUGCUGUUAGCCAUUUUUGACUCAGCCUCUUUGGCUAACCAACUUCCUUGGCUGUCAUGCCUCUCUCUCUCUCUCUCUCUUCCAUCACUCAUGCGCCACCCGCGUGCAUGUUGAGCUUGGGAAGGGGGGUUGUGGAGCUCUGCAUGGUAUGAGGCUCCCCAGCAGGUUUGUCUUGUUUAUACUAAAGUCGUGUCAAGUGCAGAUUGGCAGCCAGUGGUCUCUAUGGCACAUAACGCUUAACCAUAGUUAAUAGAGGCACAGUUGGAGCCACGCCAUUGUUUAAAAAGCCUUGGUUUACUGUGUCACCAAAUACAGUGGUACCUUGGUUUACGAACUUAAUCCGCUCCGGAAGUCCUUUCUUAAACCAAAGCGUUCUUUAACCAAGGCGUGCUUUCCCAUAGCAGCAGGGAACUCAAUUUACACUCAACAGGAAGCAGAACGUGUUCUUAAACCAAGGCAAAGUUCACAAACCAAAACACCUACUUCCAGGUUUGCAGUGUUCUUAGUCCAAGUUGUUCAUAAACUAAGCUGUUCUUAAACCAAGGUACCACUGUAGUUAAAAAGUGUUAAAUAAUACAGGCAGAUUCCAGGCAGAAAAGCUCUGAUAACACUUCACAGAGCAAAGCUGAACAAAACCACUGUAUAAUUUGAGGAGAUAGGAACACAAAGGCUUUUUCUUCCUUGGUUUAAGCCCUUGUACAUAGCAGCGAGACGGUGGACCCCAUAUACAGAGGGGGAAAACUCGAUCACAAUGACACAGCCAAUCAGGGCAUGUGCUGCCUUAGUGAAUGCCAUGCCAUUCUAUUUCGUUGCUAUGCAAAACCUCCACCCCAUCCCCCUUUGGGCCAGUUAACUUGAACGCUUGACAGAUUUAACCCUUAAGGUACAAACUAAAUGAGCCCUGCUGUUAACGCAUCCAACAAAAAGCACCAGCCAAUAGCUGCUGAACCUUGAAGCAAUUUGGACUUUUAGCUACUCUUCACUUGUAAAGCUUUGGGGGCAGCAACAGCUCCUAACCACAGUUGAGGUGGCCUCUGUUCACACGUAAUUCUCACCUAUGCUUAACAGUAAGUUUAAUAAAUCAUUUCCCUUAACAAGCAGCCUCUAACCAUAGUUAAGCUGCUGGGCAGCAUUCACGCACAGCAUUAAACCAUGGUUUGACAAACCCUGGUUUGGUAAACCAUGGUUUAGUGCUCACAUGGGUGGGGGGCAGUGAUCCAGACAGACAGUGGAAUGGUGGACCCUCUGGUGGGUACAGUGGACCCUCUGGAUACAAACGUAAUUCAUACUGGGGGUCCGUACUUACCCCAAAAAGUCUGUAUCCGGAAGCGCCGCUUCUGUACACUCAUGCAGUGCGAUAGAGCGCUCCUGCGCAUGCGUGAAGCGAAAUCUGGAAGUAUACACUUCCGGGUUUGCCACGUUCAUAACUCAAAAUUACGUUACCCAAAGGUAACGUAACUCGAGGUACCACUGUACUCCCAAACAGGCAGUGAUGUUUCACAACCAUAGUGUAUCCCAGUAGUCCCUUCUUAUAUGAUUCCAGCCCUUGCCCUGUGCCAUUCUCCCAGGUCUAGCCACACACACACCUCAUAACCCUCAAGCAGGUAUUUCAGGCUCUGUAAAUUGUGAGAAGCAAACCUGUUUCUAGAAGUGCACCCAGUUUGAUUUUCCUGAAAUGUUUAUAAGUGGAAGGAAGCCUAGCUGCUGCUGCUGCUGCACUAUUACAUUUUAUCCUCUUACAGCUAGAGUUCUAGGCCUCCUACAAAGCAAGUACAGUAGUUAAUCUCGUGGCCUUUCUUCGUGGUCUUACACGUGGCAUUUUAUAAGCCCAAAGGGCCUUUUAUACAUAGGACAGCCCAUUGUUAAUUCAUAUCACUCAUGAAGAGUUCAGCAUUCCAAGAGCUUUGUUUAGUCCUUAGCAUUGCAUUUGCAGUGACUUACCAUUUUAUAAUAUAUAUGAAGCAUCUGAACCCAAACACACAAACAUUUGAAAAACAAGAUAAUCUUUACUUCCUGUUGGCUUGCAUUCUAAUAUACACAGCACCAAAGGAAAAUGAAUGGGGAGGGGAGAGGAAGCUGAGCAAUUUCAGAUGCUAAUUUUUGAUGAAACAAGAAUUGACUCCUCCCUUGGGCUCACGGAGAUGGAGUCGGCUUUUCAAAUUGGAUUACACUGCGGAAUAUUUCAUUCUGAAUUACGCACUCUCUUCUUGUUUUGGGAGCAAAGGGAUUUUUGUGUUUCAUUUUUCAAAGUCAAGUUCAGCGUAUCCACAGCACUACCUCGGGCUGCACAAGGCUGGUGGUGGUGGAAGUCUUGCGGCAAGUGACCUGCCUGCUUUGAAGAUACGGCCUGAAUAAGGAAAACAUUUGGAAGCACCAUUGAAUUGUUCGUCGCAGGCCUUCCGUAUUCAUAUUUUGUUUCUCUUUGCUCAGAUGAGCAAUUAAAAGAGGAAAUGCUGUUCUCUCUGCUGCCCUUCAAUUAUUACAUAUAUUUUUAAUUUGGCGCGCCUUGUGUUGAGUAGAAAUUUUCAUUUGCUUGUCUUCUUUCUUCCCUCAUCUGUCUACAAAUAAUUUCUCCCCUCUUUUCGUUGGAAUUUUUGCUUUUAGCAAUUAUACCUGAUACUUCUUCUCCCCUAAGAAUACCCGACCCUCUUCUUGAUAAUGGGUGGAAUCAACGUAUGAGCUCGUGAUGAGAACAUAGGCUUGGACUUUGGGGAAGAUCCUUCAGUUCCUCCAAUCGAAAACUCCUCCCUGUCUUUAAAUCCAUUCUCUCUUGUGUCAAUCAACCCAGCCUUUCUCUUCUCUCAAAUCCAUCCCACCUCCCUCUUGCUUCAAUAUGGGACAAGGGGAGGGGAGGGGAUAUCAAUUUUGGUUCAUGUUUAAUGCUUCCCAAAAACCAGUACACAGACACCCCACAGUUCUCUGGGUUUUGCAGUGCAAUUCUCCAAAGUUGAAUUUAUUUAUUUUUGUAAAAUGAAACAAAAAGUAAUGCAUGUGCGUAUUAGGGGAAAGUGUUUACAAAAACAAUUCAUUUAGAAAACAAGCAUGCAGGAAAUGUGUAUGUUUGGGGGGAGAUCACAUCCGAAAAUCAGUGUAUUAGGAAUGACGCACACUAAAACACCGGCAGGUUUGUGAGUGCUUUAAAACUAUCAUCAUUCAAAGACUGGCGCGGAAAUGUGGCAGGCAGAAUUUCAGGUGGGAAAGAGGUUGAGAAAUUGAAAGAAAGUGGAACGGAAAGAUUUGCCUUGCUUCAUUGGACACCAUCUUGCUUGCUUGUCAAUCUGUUUGGCCACUUCCAAAUGUAAGCAGCGCCUCCCCCCCCCCCUUCCUUGGUUGGCCCUCCCCAGGAAUCUGAAGCGUAAGGCUUUGCUAUAAUGUGGGUGUGAGGGUGAGGGACUCCGACUCCCAUCAGCCCCUGCCAGCAUGGCUAAGAGCCAGGGAUGAUGGGAGCUGAAGUCCAACGACAUCCAGAGGCGCUGUAGGUUCCUACAGUGUUGUUUUUUUAGGGGUGGGGGGAGAAGAACGGAUCUUCACCUGCUUCCUCUUUGGGUUGUGGCUUAUGGUGCUAUCUAAGCACUAGCACUUAACAACAGGCAUAGGCAGACUCUGCCCUCCAGAUGUUUUGGGACUACAACUCCCGUCAUCCCUAGCUAACAGUACCGGCGGUCAGGGAUGAUGGGAGUUGUAGUCCCAAAACAUCUGGAGGGCCGAGUUUGCCUAUGCCUCCUUAACAAAGUUAAGUGCCAGCCCCAAGGAGCCUACAGUCUGAAUUUAGAAAGGAGACGAGAAGGGAUGAUUGUGAGCAAACCAUAGCUAUACAUUUGGCCUGGCCUGCAUGUAACACUAAACCGUGGUUUAUUUCAUGGAGGGCAGGAGCAGGAGCCUGGCUGCAGAAGGCAGCUGAAGCCAGCCCACCCUGAUCAGACACUUUCAAGCCUUAGUUUUUUUCCAGGAUCUCAGGCGGUUGAUCUUUUCCAGCUCCCACAAACCAUACAGAUCCUCUCUACGGGCUGGCAUACAACUCUGCUUCGGACCCUUGCCUUUUCCCCUCCCCUUUGCUGGAAAAACUCUGGAAUCUGGAAAACCCAGAGUUCUUUGUUCCAAAAUCUUUUUACAGAAACGUUAAGAGAUUUCCUAUGUUGUUCUUGGCUGCGGUCCUAUAAUUCCGAUUAGGCCAGGGGCAAGUCUCAGCGGAGCCAGGGCUUCUUGGUAAACAGCGCUGCUGAGAACUGAAUCCCAGCUACCCUAAUUUGCUGCUUUGUGGGGCUCUGUAGCAACCCGAGGUGGGGUAUUACCUGUUCUGGUGGUGGUGAGGGGAGACCCCAACAGGGAAUCCUGGUGGCUCCUUAAGGCAUCUUAACGUGGCAAAAGUUCCAGUUGCAUCAGGUGUGACCUGAUUCCCCCAGUGUGGGAGAGAUGGGAAACUUUGUGUUGGCAACACAGCAGCCCCAAAGCCCCCCCUUUUCCCCCACACACCCCAAAGCUGUCAGGGAAUCCCUUCCUCCCUCCAACCAGGGCAGUUUCUCUCCUCUGUGCUCAGCACCUUCAUUCCCCCUCUUAACUUUCUCUUUCCCCCUCCCAAAAAACCUUUUCCCCCUCUUUUUGCGUGCUCUCUACUUCAUCACCAGCUUCAUACAGUUAACACCCUUCUCUUGCCCCCCCCCUUCCCCUUUACUGCAUGUCUCUUUGACCAGCGCUUGGUUUUGGUGGUGGCAGGAAUGGCUUAUUAAUUUCAAAUUAUCCUUUUUAAAAAAAACAAACAAAAAACCCUUUCCUGUGACGGGAGAGUAAACUGCUGAAGUGAAGCCGGUUGUUUUUGAAGAAGGGGGGUGGGCAGGGAGCAGUUAUGCAGGAAAUGGAAUCCCCCCCCACUGUGAUGUUAAUAAUCACCAUCAUCAGUGGAAAUAAUUAGCUGUAUAUAGUUUCCAGUGCCUAAAUCGGUCCAGCGUCUCAGCAUCCUGACGGCCCUGAAAGGUAGUCCAAUGUGGCUUUAUUUUGAGGGUGACUGGGUCCGAAUGCCUUUCUGGAGUGCACAGCACACCUCUUGGUGCCCUAUGGGUUCAACCUUCUGUGAUUUUAACCCCAAGGGUGAUGAUGGAGGCAUCUGUGGCCAUCCAAGUGUUUCUUGGACCACGCGGCACCCUAACCUUACCAUUGGCCAUGGAGGCACAGCUGUGGGACUCCGCAGGUGUUCCUCAUCCUCUUUUCACAGGUGACAGUUCCUGUGGGUGUCUUCUUGACAUUCCUAAGCGUUUAAUCGCUUAACAAUUAUAAAUCAUAUAAACUACUUGCUUAAAAAGCAAACAGGAAAACACACAGUCUCUUCUCUUCCUUGCUAGGUUGGUUUUAUAUAUAUAUAUACUGUACAGUCGUACCUUGGAAGCCUUGCGAGUCAAACGUUUUGGCUCCUGAACGCCGCAAACCCGGAAGUGAGUGUUCCGGUUUGCGAACAUUCUUUGGAACCCAAACACGGGUUCCGAUUGGCUGCAGGAGCUUCCUGCAGCCAAUCAGAAGCCGCGCCUUGGUUUCCAAACGUUUUGGAAGUCGAAUGGACUCCCGGAACGGAUUUCGUUCAACUUCCAAGGUACGACUUUAUAUAUAAAGCUGGCAUUGUUCACAAACGCUUGUCAACAAUUUGGACUUUUUAGCAGCGAGGGCAGCAACUUUUGUGCAGCACCGCUUGGUGUUCUUUCAAAGGAUUCCUAGCUUUUCGCACCCUCUGCUGGCUAUUUGAGAAAGAGCAACCUCUCUAUGGGUUUUUUUUGGAGAGGAAGGCUGGUGUCAAUCAAGAGUAAAAGGUUAAAUGUUUUGCUGGGGUUUGAGGCAGGUGGCUUCAGGUUUCAAGACAUCUGCAAGAAAAUGAGAAUGUUCCAAGGGCGGGUGGCGGUUAAAGAAGACUCAAAUGUGGAUUUGUUGCCUUUUUGCAGUCUUAAGGUCACAUCCACACCAUCGUUUUAAAGCACAUGGCUUGCCACCAAAGUAAGGAGUAUAGCGUGUUAAGGAUGCUGGGAAUUAUAGUUCCAUGGGGAUAAACUACAGUUCCUGCUUCUCAAAUGUUUAGUGUGGAUGUGACCCAAUAGUAGGCGGGUAGCCUAUGUUGUUUAGGCAGCCCCUGUCAAAUUGAACCCUUGUUGCCAUUACUAACCUGUGUUAAAAGGGGGGGGAAAUAUAGUCUUUCAAAGUGAACUCAAAGAAUUGUAGCUCUGUGCAGGGAAGUCAGUGGAGUAUCUCCUAACCACUCCCAGUGCCCUUACAGUUCCCAGAAUUCUUUGGGGACGCCAUGACUGUUUAAAGUGAGAUCAUAUAGCCCCACCUGCGUUUCCUAUUUAAAGCAACAUCAUGCUGCUUUAAACAGUCAUGGCUUCCCACCUACCCUGGAGAAUCUUGGGAACUGUAGUUUGUUCAGGGUGUGGAGUGUUCUCGGGAGGCAGCAUAGGAGGGGGAGAGAGCUACAGUCCCAGAGCUCCCUUUUAAACCCCUUUGGCAGCCAUAGCUCUGUGUGUGGAAUAGGGGAUCUCCGAACAACCCCCAGCGCCCUUAAACUACAGUUCCCAGAAUUCUCUGGAGGGGGAGCCAUGAUUGUUUAAAGCCGUAUCAUAGUGCUUUAAAUGUAUGGUGCAAAUGUGGCUUGAGUUAGACGUGAGCUGGAUCCCAUCCCCAGGGUGGUGGGCAGAAGACUGAACUAGGCAUCCUCUCGGCCCGACCUAAUCCUGGUCAUUCAGAUGGCUUUAAUCAGAAUAGGAACAUUUCUCUCAUUUGUCAGGCAAAAAUUGGCAUCCUCCUGUAACUCCUGAGGGUCCCCAAGGCAGGCACCCUCUGUGCAAAAACCGGUUCCAACUUCUGUCUCCUUCUCUCCCUCCCUCUAAAAUUGGGGGCGGGGGAGCCCCACAACCCUGCGCAGCCCGUCCGCCUGGCCCCGGAGCGAGAGUUCAUCAAGUCUCUGAUGGCCAUCGGGAAGCGCCUGACGACACUGCCGACCAAAGAGCAGAAGACGCAGCGCCUCAUCUCCGAGCUCUCCCUGCUCAACCACAAGCUGCCGGCCCGUGUCUGGCUCCCCACCGCUGGGUUUGACCACCACGUGGUGCGGGUCCCACACACCCAGGCCGUCGUGCUGAACUCCAAGGACAAGGUAAGGGGGCUGAGGAAGGAACGGGGGCAAGAGCUCCAGUGGAAUUGGGUUGCGUCCAGCUAAAUUCUACUCAGAAGUAGAUCCCAAGGCUGAAAACGCAUCAGCUGUGUGCGGGAGAAAUUGUAAGGUCACCUGCUCAUGGAUCCACAUGUGGUGGCAGUGUCCGAAGUCUUUUUGUUUUGGGCGGAAACUGGGAACGGCACUUCUGUCCUAGUGCUGGAAAACUGCUUGACAUCUUUCCCAGAAGGAUCUCAUUUAUCACCUGAUGACUGCAGCACGCCUUGCUACCUCAAGGCGUUAGAAGACUAAACACAGACCUGCUUGAAAUCUGAAACUCAAAAAUCUGGGACUUAGUAUUAACGGACACACCAACAACCCACACAUGAGUUAAGCAGACAAGAAAACCAAUGCAUUUCUCAAACACAUGGCUGAUCAGUUUUUAGUCGUUUCGCUCGGUAAUGGUAGAUAUGUAUACCAUCGAUGCAUAACUUUGAAUGCAUUUUUCUGGAUCCAUGCAGAAACAGUUUGAAGGGAGCUUUUCCCAAGGAACAUUUCCAGAUUCCCCCCGAAAGUUAAUAAUGAUGGAGGCAGAGGCACACUUUGCAAUUAGCAGUAGGAGCCAAGUGUUGGGAAGAACAGUGCACUGAGCCCUCCUUCGCCCAGAGUAGAAAUAAGCUGCCUGUCCCCAAAACAUCACCACAAAUCUCCCGUCCUGUUUUGUCAGACGUUGUAAACUUGUCCAGUCAGAGUCCUUUCUCUUUCUCCCUCCCUCCUCCCCGUCUUCAGGCUCCUUACCUAAUCUAUGUGGAAGUACUUGAAUGUGAAAACUUCGACACCACUAACGUCCCGGCCCGGAUCCCAGAGAACCGUAUCCGUAGCACGCGAUCCGUGGAGAACCUCCCAGAGUGCGGGAUCACGCACGAGCAGCGGGCCAGCAGCUUCACCACUGUCCCCAACUACGACAACGAUGACGAGGCUUGGUCUGUGGACGACAUUGGGGAGCUGCAGGUGGAGGUAUUUCGAUAAAAUCAUCAUCAUUUAGCUUCGCUUCGCAAAUAUAAAAAGGUUGACUUUUUAACGUUUUGGUGGAAUAUUUCCAGUCACUUUAAACUCGUCUUAUUCAAACCUUUUGUGUGAAAAAAGGGGGAGAAAUGCAUAAAAAUCAUUAAGAAUUAUCGGAGCACAUCAGAUUAGCUUGCCAAAUCUCCCUUAUGCAUAACAGACAUGUAAAAAAGCAGGAGGAGCAAGAAGACGAGAGAAGAAGGCUUGAUAAGUCAGCAAGGGGCUUCAGUGCUAUCCAAUGAAAUAAUUUUCUCUGCUGAUGAAAAUGAAGGACAAAUAGCUGGUGCCUAAAGAUGAAAAUGGGGACGCGGGUGGCGCUGUGGGUUAAACCACAGAGCCUAGGACUUGCCGAUCAGAAGGUCAGCGGUUCGAUUCCCUGCGACGGGGUUGCUCGGUCCCUGUUCCUGCCAACCUAGCAGUUCGAAAGCACAUCAAAGUGCAAGUAGAUAAAUAGGUUCCGCUCCGGUGGGAAGGUAAACGGCAUUUCCGUGCGCUGCUCUGGUUCGCCAUAAGCGGCUUAGUCAUGCUGGCCACAUGACCCGGAAGCUGUACGCCGGCUCCCUCGGCCAAUAAAGCAAGAUAAGCUCUGCAACCCCAGAGUCGGUCACAACUGGACCUAACGGUCAGGGGUCCCUUUACCUUUAAGAUGAAAAUGAUGGAAGUUAUGAAUUGGCAUUAAUUACACCAAGUACGUACCGCUGCUGCUGUCACCACUUUUAUGGGUGCUGACUUGAUCACUGAUGAAGACAAGAGGCUUAUAGUUGGUCACAAUAAAGCCAAAAAGGCCCAAGAAAAAUCCCUGGAUCAGGAAUUCAAUUACCUUUGUCAGAAGGGUGAAAUGGACUGCAUCUUUUUUGAUGGCCUUGAAGGUACAGCUAAAGCGAUGCUGAAAGCAGGGCUCUUUCUUCAACAAUGUGCCACGGAAACGAAUGAAACCUCUCUGCUUCCAUUGAGCUCUUCCUUCCUUCCUUUGUUCUCCAGCUCCCAGAGAUUCACACCAACAGCUGUGACAACAUCUCCCAGUUCUCUGUGGACAGCAUCACCAGCCAGGAGAGCAAAGAGCCCGUCUUCAUAGCUGCUGGAGAUAUCAGGUGAGUGGGAGUCUAGAAGAAACGUCCGCUGCUUGGCAAUGAGGGGUUCAGGUCUAGGAAUAGAACAUCCCUUAUAAAAACCCCCAAAACCUGAGAAUAGUAUAAUCCAGUUCCGCUUCCGUGUGUAGCAAAAUCCCCCCUGAGGCGUUCUCAAAGUAAAGGAAGGAUUGAACUCUGAUUAAUAAGAAUACACUCAGAGGCUUGAACCAGCAAGACUCUGGGAAGGGUGCGUAUAAUAUUCUGUGUCUCGCCACCCUCCGGCCCAGGUCGUUUUAUUCACAAAAGAGCCUUUUACAGAGUGUUUGUAAGAACCAAUCAGAUUUUUUCUGAGCAUUUCAACAAACCCCAUGUGGGGACACCGUUAGACUACCAAAACUAAUUAAGCAUGGGGUAAAUAAAACAGAACUACAAAGGAGUGCAUUUGGCAACCCCUGAGGUCAUAAGCAAGCAAUACACAUGAUAGGAAGGAUGGCCAGGAGGACAGCGACCAUUCUCACCUUUAGGUGAGAUCUGUUUCCUGGCCCUAAGAUUAACAUCCUAAGAUUAACAUAUCAGAAAAGCUAUAUCAAAUAAACUUGCCCACUAUCUUUAUGGCCCAGGAUGCAUGCCUGGCAAAGCAACUGGGCUGUGUACGUGACUUGUCAAGCAAGAGAAAUGGACAGUAGAGGAAAUGGCCAGAGAUGCAGAGGGUUGUGGGAUUUGAUCAGAAAUUAUUGUCAGUGUAUCAAACCCAGUCAAGGCAACGCAUUCAUCGUGGAGACAAUGGCUUGAUGCAUAUUAUCUAAUUCGUCAUAGUAAUCCCACCUGACCCCACACUCUGGAUAUUUGCACUCCUACACCCUCCCCCCCCCAAAUUAACAUUUCUCUUUCCUCUUGCAGGAGACGCCUCUCGGAACAGCUUGCCCACACUCCAACAUCCUUCAAGAGGGACCCCGAAGACCCUUCUGCUGUCGCCCUGAAGGAGCCGUGGCAGGAGAAAGUCAGGUGAGGGCAGUGCAGGGUCAGAGCAGAGAGUGGCGGGGCCCCAGUUGUGUCUCCACGGCCUGACGUGCUAAGAAGCCAGGCAUUGGCUGCAGGCCGGGAGGCUCUCCCCAUCUCUUGCGUGGGGCAACGGGGCUGUUCAGGUUCCUCAGGGCUUGGCAAGGGUGGCCCGAGUCUCCCGCGCCAGGCCAGGGCGGAACCAACUGCUUCCUGCUGCUUUCUUGCAGACGGAUCCGGGAGGGCUCUCCGUAUGGCCACCUCCCAAACUGGCGCCUCCUCUCUGUGAUCGUGAAAUGUGGCGAUGAUCUCCGGCAAGAGCUGCUGGCCUUCCAGGUGCUCAAACAGCUACAGGUAGGGAAUACUCCACAGCCGUGCCUCUUUCUCCUUUCUCUUUCCUCCCUCAAGGGCUUCUGAGUUUGGUCAAGUCGGAUGCAGUGCUGGUGUAGUGGUUAGAGUGUCAGACUAGCAUCUGGGAGAGUUGUUGUUGUUUAGUCAUUUAUUCGUGUCCGACUCUUCGUGACCCCAUGAACCAUUGCAUGCCAGGCACUCCUGUCUUCCACUGCCUCCCGCAGUUUGGUCAAACUCAUGCUGGUAGCUUGGAGAACACUGUCCCACCAUCUGGUCCUCUGCCGUCCCCUUCUCCUUGCGCCCUCCAUCUUUCCCAACAUCAGGGUCUUUUCCAGGGAGUCUUCUCUUCUCAUGAGGUGGCCAGAGUAUUGGAGCCUCAGCUUCAGGAUCUGUCCUUCCAGUGAGCACUCAGGGCUGAUUUCCUUCAGAAUGGAUAGGUUGGAUCUUCUUGCAGUCCAUGGGACUCUCCAGAGUCUCCUCCAGCACCACAAUUCAAAAGCAUCCAUUCUUCGGCGAUCAGCCUUCCUUAUGGUCCAGCUCUCACUUCCAUACACCACGACUGGGAAAACCAUAGCUUUAACUAUAUGGACCUUUGUUGGCAAGGUGAUGUCUCUGCUUGGGUUCAAAUUCCUCCUCAGCUCUUGGGGGCCUAACCUCCCUUGCAGGGUUAAAUGGGGUGGAAGAGAACCAGGUGCGCCACGUUGAGCUCUCUGGAAGAAAAAAGUGGAAUAAAAAUUUGAAUAAAAAUCAUAAUACAGUGGAACCCCGGUUUUCGAGCGUCUCCUCCUGUCUGGGACACCCCUGUAGUCUGGAGAUGCCCGUCAAAAUUUUGCAAGGGACAUUUUGCAUGCUGGACUUCUCUCCCCCCACCCCACACAAAAAACUCAAUGGUCUCCUGUUGCAAAGCGCCUUUCUUUCGUUUGCUUUCCUCCUCCAGUCCAUCUGGGAGCAGGAGCGCGUCCCCCUGUGGAUCAAGCCAUACAAAAUCCUCGUCAUCUCUGCCGACAGCGGCAUGAUCGAGCCGGUGGUCAACGCCGUCUCCAUCCACCAGGUCAAGAAGCAGUCACAGCUUUCUCUGCUGGACUACUUCCUGCAGGAGCAUGGGAACUACACCACCGAGGCCUUCCUGACCGCCCAGCGCAACUUCGUGCAGAGCUGCGCCGGCUACUGCCUGGUCUGCUACCUGCUGCAAGUCAAAGACAGGUGAGGGGGUCCUGGGGGAAGCUGGGGCGAGGCAGUGGGCAGAGAAGGGGUGCUCAGCACAUUGCAGAGAGAAGCCUCGCAGCUGCCAGUUUCCAAACAAGGAGGGGAGAAACCACAUACUCCUCCUUGAGCUCCUUGUAGAAAAUGGCAAGAUAGGAAUGCAAUAAACAAUGUUUUUUUCUGUCCUGUCUCCUCCCACCCUGCAACACCCCCCACCCCAAAAGGCACAAUGGCAAUAUCUUGCUGGAUGCAGACGGACACAUAAUCCACAUAGAUUUCGGGUUCAUCCUCUCCAGCUCACCCCGGAAUCUCGGCUUUGAGACAUCGGCCUUCAAACUCACCUCUGAGUUCGUCGAUGUAAGUUGGCGGUGGGUGGAAGGGAGAGAGAACUCCUGCCUUGUUUUUUGUCCGCAGUUCUUUGCGAGAAGUUUCUUGGAUCAAGCAGUUUUUGAAUAUUCUAAAGAAGGGGCAGGGAGGACAUGAGGAAGCAGCCUGUGGCCAAGAGGUCUAGUUAAGGCGUAUUUCUUAUUUAUGCUUCUUUGAAGCUGAGGAGGUUGGUCAACCCACACAUUGUCUCAGGCACAGGCAGCCUUUUGCUGAAGCAAUCCCAUCGAAAGAAAUCAAACUCCUCAUGGAGGAGAGGGCUAUCGAUGGCUGCUAGCCAUGAUGUCUGAUGCUUCUGAACCCCAUUUGCUGGAAACUGCAGGAAGGGAGAGUUGCCCUUGUUCUCAUGUCCUGCUUGCAGGAUUCGCACAGGCAUCUGGUCAGCCACUGUGAGGAUAGGCUGCUGGACUAGUGGGCCAUUGGCCUGAUCCAGCAGGCUCUUCAGGUGCUAUUUGUGGGGUGCUAUUGUGGUUGCUCGAGAGUAACCAGGCAGGACUCUGACCUGUCUUUUACAGGCUUUAUUUUGGUGCAAACUAUUUACAGUGAAGAGCGUCAUAAGUUCAUGUCUGGCUCCAUCACUAGCAGAAUCCGGGAGUGGUCUGUUCGUGUAUCUCCCCCAACAUAAAAGUUUCGUCACCCCCAGCCUUUUCCACCCCUCCCUGCGCCUCAAACUACUGCGCAUGACGGGCGACGGCGAGGGCGUGCCUCCCUCCUCUCCGGCUUGCUCAGGCGCGGUGUUAAAGCUCUUACUAGUAUCCUCUGGUCCUUGCACCUCUUCUCCACAGGAGGUGGGGCUUUCCUCCUCGCCGGAAGAUGAACUGCUUUGCAAGAUUUUCGGAGGUUCCCUGUAACACAACUGCCCCUCCAUCUCUCGCCUCUGAGCCGAUGGCAUUUCCCUGACAGCUAUUAUUAAUUAUUAUUAUUAUUAUUAUUAUUAUUAUUAUUAUUAUUAAUACCCCACCCAUCUGGCUGGGUUUCCCCAGCCACUCUGGGCGGCUCCCAACAGAAUAUUUCUAGGGUUUGCCACAGUUUUUUGCAUGCAUGAAAGCUUUAAGCCUUCCAGUCCUUAGGGAGGUCUCUGCAAUCUCCUCCCUGUUCCUCCAGCCCUUCUUUGGACGCCCAUCUUGAACUUUCCUCCUUUUCCCCCUUGCCCCCUUUCAGGUCAUGGGAGGCUUGGAUGGCGACAUGUUCAACUAUUACAAGAUGCUGAUGCUGCAAGGCCUCAUCGCCGCUCGGAAGCACAUGGAUAAAGUCGUCCAGAUUGUGGAGAUAAUGCAACAAGGUAGCUUUUGUGGGUUUGGGGGUACCUGGGCAGCUUUGGGGUUUCAGGCCAGGCCACCAGGUCACAAACACACCCACCCCAAGCCAGUAGAGUGUCUCUUCCACCACAUGUGAGAGGCUCUCGGUCCACCCAUCCACAAAGGGGCACCUGCACUGCCAGGCCCAGGAUCGCUGGGACGCUGCAAAGGGUUCUGGGAACACCGGUCUCCAAACCCACCUGGGUAGUUUUCUCCCAGCGCACACACAAACUCAGGUUGUCAUCUGAUUUCAAAGAACCGCCUUAGCUGUUGAGCCCGCCAUUCAGUCACAUGGUCCUAAAUAACCCCGUAGCACAGGUGCCUUCUUGACAGAAGCACAAGGAAACUUGUAAGCCGCUUUAAUCAGCGGCCGAAAGGAGGCACUGGCCUUUUAGAAAGGAUAGGGGUUUUUUUUGUUUCUCUUAAAAAAGUAACCAGAGCGCUUGUUAUCAGUUUGUCCUGCAGGUUGCCAGUGUUGCUUGGGCGAAACGCAGCAGUCUCAGGCCCCCGCAGUAGCUCAGGUCAUCAGUGAGUGUCGAGAGCAGCGUAUUCGGAUAAGUUGCUAGUCCAUAAGAAAGUAACACAACUGCCUUGCUUGAUCAGGCCAAAGGUCCGCCUGGUCUGGUGUGUUUUUUUGCCGCAAGAGGCUGGCACCCCUCUCUGGAAGUAGUUCCCAGAGACAGUGAUGGCCAGCCCCUUUAUUUAUACUUGACCUCUGCAGCACCUGGCAUUUGGAGGUAGACUGCUCCUGAGUACUCAGGCUUCCCUUUAGCUACCUACUGCAAAUAGCAGCUGUUGGUACUUUUAUCCUCCACGAAUUGCAUAAUUCCCACAGGGUGUUCCUCCCCAUUUUUAAAAGCUUCCCCCUUCCCCAUAAGAUUCCAGUGGCUCUUUAAGGACCUGUUGGAGCAAGGCAGUUCAAGGCUUCCAAAAAAGGGCACAUCCUGCCCACCCCCCUCUACGAAAAGUGGGCUGCGAUUGGGCAGAAGAGCAGGGUCAUGAGAGUGCCUGUUUUGCAUAGUUCUGCGGGGUAUCGUUUGGCAUUUACCAUGAACGAGCCAAUUUUAAAGCCCUCGACGCAGCCUUCGCUUUCCAGGCAGUAACCUACGCCGACGAGUUGAAUGGCGGCUACAGAGGGGCCUUCAUAGUGGUGGCACCAACCUUUAUGGGUGGACACGGUGGGAGGCAAUCGUGUUGCCCCCCCCCAAAAAAAAUCAUAACGAUACUCAGAUAUAGAAACUCAGAUAUAUAUGCUAGGUCAGGAACCCCCAACCUGUGGCCCUCCAGAUGUUUUGGCCUACAACUCCCAUGAUCCUUAGCUAACAGGACCAGUGGUCAGGGAUGAUGGGAAUUGUAGUCCAAAACAUCUAGAGGGCCAAAGGUUGGGGGUGCCUGUGCUAGGUGCUAAAUGACAGCUUACCGUAUUUUUCACACUGUAAGAUGCACCUUUCCCCUCCUAAAAAGUAAGGGGGAAUGUGUGUGCGUCUUAUGGAGCAAAUGCAGGCUGCGCAGUUAUCCCUCUUGCUGUUCUGGCUUCUGGGAUUCAGAAUAUUUAUUUUCUUGUUUUCCUCCUCCAAAAACUAGGUGCGUCUUAUGGUCUGGUGCAUCUUAUAGAGAGAAAAAUACAGUAAACCGUGGUCACGGUCACCAUCAUGGAGUAAUAAUAAUAAUAAUAGUAAUACCAUAAUUUCUGUGCCAUCCAUCUGGCUGGGUUGCCUGAGCCACUCUGUCUGUUCUCCAGGGGGUUGGACUGGAUGCCCUUCGUGGUCCCUUCCAACUCGACCAUUCAUUGAGUCUUUGUUGAGAUUCCUGUGCGUGGGGGGCUCGGAACGUAUAUCCCUGCGUAAGUGGGGGGGGGGGGCACCUGCAAUUUUAUCUAUCCUUUCAUUCUCUUUGUAAAGCUCUUGGAGGGUUCAGGCAGUGCGUAAACCUUACGAGAGUAAAUAAGACUUCUCAGCCUUCCCGGAGGACAGAGAGACAGAUCGUGUCCUCUCCGCAGCGGCGCUACGCUCCUUGGGCCAACUUGGGGCUCCAGAAGGCCCUGACUCUCCCCUCUCUCUCCCCCGCAGGCUCCCAGCUGCCCUGUUUUCACGGCUCCAGCACCAUCCGCAACCUGAAGGAGCGAUUCCACAUGAACAUGACGGAGGAGCAGCUCCAGCUCUUGAUCGAGCAGAUGGUGGACGGCAGCAUGCGCUCCAUCACCACCAAGCUCUACGACGGCUUCCAGUACCUCACCAACGGCAUCAUGUGA